Messenger RNA from Coregonus sp. 'balchen', 52751 nucleotides. Lineage: Eukaryota; Metazoa; Chordata; Actinopteri; Salmoniformes; Salmonidae. The record is from the annotation of a GenBank genome assembly.
AUGAAGGGCUUUGCACCUCUGUCGGUCUGGGUAUUAUUAUGUCUAGUCUGGAUUUAGCCUUACAUAGCCAGUGUGAGACUUCUGAGUACUGUGCUUCAUUACCUGGGUUCAAAUACAUUUCAGUAUCUGCUAUUUAAAAUACUUUUUUCUGUGUAUAUGAGUUUUUCAAAUACUUUCCAAGUGUAUUUCCAAAUACAUUCAAAUAUUCAACUCAAAUAUAUAUCAGAAUACUUUGAAUGUAUGUGAAAGUAAUUGAGAUAUUUGAAAUUGUAUUUGAAUCCAGGUCUGUUCAUUACGUUGACUUAUGUAAUACUCCAGGUGUCAUGGUUUGCCCUUGCCUUACCCCAUUCUUUAGCUUCUUUAAUCUGUGUCAAGUGAGGUUGAAUUAUUAUGUGCACGGGUGCGCUUCACACUGCUACGACUUGGUAGCUACGGAACCAAAACAGCAGAGAGGUUUAGCCUCGCGCUUCAACGCUCUUAGUUGUUGCGGAACUUGACCCACUAUGUGUUUACUUUGUGCAUGCAAUGUCAUCUCGCUGAGUCUGCCUUUUAGGCAUAAUUGUGAACUUCCUGGUUUGUGCCCCUGGCAGGUUGCAGCAGAGACCCCGUGCGUGGUGUUAGAUGAGGCUCCAGCCAGGUGUGAGGAGGCUCCCAGAGAGGAGGAGGAGUCAGGGCCGCAAGUGACCCCACCCCCGCUGGGCCUCUGCCCCGCCCCCACCACUAGCCUCUCACACCAGGAGGAGCACACAGAGGAGCAGCGACUACAGUUACUGGUGAGAACAAAUACAUUAAUGCCACACACGCGCACACACACACAUGAUUGCUCCACUCACCUCGUACAAUAUACAACCCUGUCAUGGCUAGUUAGACUGACACAUAAACACAUGCACAUACCUCUUGUUAGAGACUGGACAGAUAUCAUGAGUGGGAUAUGAUGUAAUGCUUGCUUGUAGUCUGGAGGAUGGCCUUAUUGAUGCGUAUAGAUAAACCAAGCAUUAAUGCUAUGGCUGAUGGCUCACAGACAAACAAUCGUUAGAACAAAUUAGGCCACAGGUCUUCUGCUUUUUAAUUAUCAAUAUUGCCCGCACCCCCCCACCAUUAAGCUGUUGCAUCUAGUCAGUCAAUUAGCCACUGAGUCCCCCCACACAGCACACAUAACAGUCCUUCUGCGGUCAUCAUAAUGCUUGGUUAUACUGUUGUGUCUGGCGAUGGAUGUUGAAAUAAGCUGAUUUUUCCAAUUUCGCUGGGGGGGGGGGGCUGCAUGAGUCUGCAUGUAAGCUGCAUUUAGAGUAAUUAAAAAAUGCUAAGCUUGGUAAUACCUCGUUGUUACCAUGUCAAAGGUCAAUAUGGAAAUCAAGGGCUUAUAAUUUAUUUUGGAUCCAAAACAGAUUGAUCGUGAUUUGUGCAGACACUUUUUGUCAAACACAAAAAUGAUAUGUUGAUAUGCUUUGACAUCUGAUAUACAAGACAGGGUAUCAUAUACAUAGUACUGUAGCUGGAUAAAUAGGCCUGUCACAUUUAGGAAUAGGCAACCAAAAACAACACUAAAAGCUCCUAUUUCAAACACUGGUCAGAUUUCAAUAGGGCGAAUAUGGAGUCAGAUAUGGAUGUUUCUGACGCGUGUAGGUCGUGUAGUUGCUGUAACGUGACAUGCUCUGGCUUUGUUCCAGGAACGCGAGCUGAGUAAGAAGCGAAAAGAAUGUGAAAACCUCCAGCAUGACGUAAGGAAGAGACAGAAGAAAUGUCUGGAUUUGGUAAGAAAUCCUCAGGGCCACGAAGGGCCGUCCACUCGUGUGUUUGUUAACUACUGUACUCUCAGGGUGCUACUACCAGUGCACCAGGUGUUACGACCAGCGGAGGCUGGUGGAGUGAGAAUAUCCCACUGAAAUGGAAUGAAUAGAACAGUAUCAACCACAUGAAACACACGGUUCCAAUAAUUCCAUUCCAGCCAUUACAAUAAACCCAUCCUGAAAUGAAAGUGACACCAGCCUCCACUGAUGACAGCACUAAUGUUACGACUGUACUACAGUAUAAUGACUAUAUUCUCUCUGACUGGGGCUGAUGAGAUAUAAUGGCUUCAUCCCUGGCUGCUGAAUCUGAGUCUUGUCUUCUUGUCGUCGUUGGUGCUCUGACAGGAGAGCCUGCUUGAGGAUGAGCAGGGCAAAAAUGAGCGACUAGAGGAGGAGGCAGAUCUCCUCAGGAGGAAGGCACAGCUGCUCAACCAGGUCAGUCUCCAUUCUAUUCUAUUUUUUGAGGGCCUCUUUGUGUUGUUUUGAUGACAGAAUAAAUCUCUACAUUAUGGUUCAAAUGGGAACCCUCAACUGUCUUUUCUGUCGUGAACCUUCAGUAGACCGGAAGGGCUUCUGUUUCUAUGUUGGUAUGGGACAGUAUUUGUUUUGUGUCUGUCCUUCUCCUGCUAGUCCUGAGGAAUGUCAGUACUCUCUCGCUCUCUCUCUCUCUCCUCUCGCUCUCUCUCUCCCCAUCCCUCUCUCUCUCCCAUCCCUCUCUCUCUCUCUCUGCCCCAUCCCCCCUCUCUCUCCCCAAUCCCUUCUCUCUAUCUCUCUCUCCCAUCCCCCCUCUCUUCUCCCCAUCCCUCUCCUCCCAUCCUCUUCUCCCCUCCUCCCUCUCUACCAUCUCUCUCUCCCGCAUCUCUCUCUCUCCCCAUCCCGCUGCUAAUCUCUCACCCCCACCCUCCUAACCCCGCUCUCCCUCUCCCCCCAUCGCCCCCGCUCCUCCCCCCACUCCGCCUCGCUCCCCUCCUCUCCUCCCCCUCUCUCUCCCCGUCUCUCUCUCUCUCUCCCCCCAUCGCGUCUCGCCCCUCUCUCCCAUCCUCUCACUCUCCCCUCUCGUCCUCCCUCCCUUCUCUCGAGCAUCCCUCUCUGCCGACUCUCCCUUCUCUAUCUCCUCUCAGCCUUUCCUUCCCUCUCCUCUCUCCUCUCUCUCUCUCUCUCUCUCUCUCUCUCCCCAUCCCUCUCUCUCAGGCCCGGGUUGAGAAUGAGGAGCUGAGGGAAGACCUCUCUGAAGUGACCGCUCAACGUGAUUCAGUUCUCGAGGAGAACCAGAGCCUCCGUGCCAAACUGGAGAACCUAGAGCAGGUCCUAAAGGUACAGGCUCACCUCCAGUCUUCUGUUGCUACACUUCCAAGUUUCGUUCACUUGGCUAUUUCAGAACAAAUGUGAAGAAUCCGGAGAUCCCUGGGACCAGGUUCACUUUGACUACAAACAGAGUAGUGUUAGCAUUUAUUAGUAGUGUUGCCAGUAUGCAUUUGCUAGUAGUGUUGCCAUUUUCAUUUGCCGCAUGGAAGCCGAGUGUACAUACUACAGAGUAAUUAUGUAAGUGUUGUGUGACCACAUGAAAUACGUGUCUCCUUUGAUGCUUGCAGCAUAUGCGAGAGGUCGCCGAGCGAAGGCAGCAGCUGGAACUGGAACAUGAGCAGGCACAGGCUAUCCUCAAGUUCAAACAGGAUGAGAUCAAACGGCUACAGCGGGUGAGCAGCACCAUACAUGGCCUCUGAUCCUCUGUAGCUCAGUUGGUAGAGCAUGGUGCUUACAACGCCAGGAUAGUGGGUUCAAUUCCCAGGACCUAUAUGUAAAAUGUAUGCUUAUAUGAAAAAUAUAUCUAAAUGGCAUAUACAGUGCAUUCGGAAAUUAUUCAGACCCCUUCCCUUUUUCCAUAUUUUGUUACGUUACAGCCUUAUUAUAAAAAGGAUGACAAAGCGAAAACAUGUUUUUAGAUAUUUUUGCAAAUGUAUUAAAACAUUGCUAUGAGACUUGAAAUUGAGCUCAGGUGCAUCCUGUUUCCAUUGAUCAUCCUUGAGAUGUUUCUACAACUUGAUUGGACAUGAUUUGCAAAGGCACACACCUGUCUAUAUAAGGUCCCACAGUUGACAGUGCAUGUCAGAGCAAAAACCAAGCCAUGAGGUCGAAGCAAUUGUCCGUAGAGCUCAGAGACAGGAUUGUGUCGAGACACAGAUCUGGGGAAGGGUACCAAAAAAUGUCUGCAGCAUUGAAGGUCCCCAAGAACACAGUUGCCUCCAUCAUUCUUAAAUGGAAGAAGUUUGGAACCACCAAGACUCUUCCUAGAGCUGGCCGCCCUGCCAAACUGAGCAAUCGGGGGAGAAGGGCCUUGGUCAGGGAGGUGACCAAGAACCCAAUGGUCACUCUGACAGAGCUCCAGAGUUCCUCUGUGGAGAUGGGAGAACUUUCCAGAAGGACAACCAUCUCUGCAGCACUCCACCAAUCAAGCCUUUAUGGUAGAGUGGCCAGACGGAAGCCACUCCUCAGUAAAAGGCACAUGACAGCCUGCUUGGAGUUUGCCAAAAGGCACCUAAAGGACUCAGACCAUGAGAAACAAGAUUCUCUGGUCUGAUGAAACCAAAAUGGCCUGAAUGCCAUGCGUCACGUCUGGAGGAAACCUGGCACCAACAGUGAAGCAUGGUGGUGGCAGCAUCAUGCUGUGGGGAUGUUUUUCAGCGGCAGGGACUGGGAGACUAGUCAGGACCGAGGGAAAGAUGAACGGAGCAAAGUACAGAGAGAUCCUUGAUGAAAACCUGCUCCAGGGCGCUCAGGACCUCAGACUGGGGCGAAGGUUCACCUUCCAACAGGACAACAACCCUAAGCACAUAGCCAAGACAACGCAGGAGUGGCUUCGGGACAAGUCUCUGAAUGUCCUUGAGUGGCCCAGUCAGAGCCCGGACUUGAACCCGAUCGAACAGCUCUGGAGAGAACUGAAAAUAGCUGUGCAGCGACGCUCCCCAUCCAACCUGACAGAGCUGGAGAGUAUCUGCAGAGAAGAAUGGGAGAAACUCCCCAAAUACAGGUGUGCCAAGCUUGUAGCGUCAUACCCACGAAGACUUGAGGCUGUAAUCGCUGCCAAAGGUGCUUCAACAAAGUACUGUGUAAAGGGUCUGAAUACUUAUGUAAAUGUGAUAUUUCCUUUUUUUGUUUGAAGAAAUUAGCAAAAAUAUCUAAAAACCUUUGUCAUUAUGGGGUAUUGUGUGUAGAUUGAUGAGAUAAAACAAAACAAUUGAAUCCAUUUUAGAAUAAGGCAGUAACGUAACAAAAUGUGGAAAAAGUAAAGGGGUCUGAAUACUUUCCGAAUGCACUGUAUCAUUGUUUACUCUCUCUUGCCUCCUAUACAAUAACCAGUGCCCAGCCCGCCUUAAAUACAAGGCUCAGCUAUAUAACCACAACUGCCAAGAAACCCUGUUCCCAGCAAUCACUCAGCAAAACCCAAUCAACUAAAAUAAAAUUGUCCAGUAGGAGGCAGCCGUUGGGUGCAAAGUUGGUUGUUUAGUUCUGGGGGGAACUAUUGAGAAGGACUAGAUGUGAAAUAAGAAACGUUAAAAAAUUACACUUUGUGUGUAGAAUCAUUAAACAGUGUUCAUUUUUCCAUUCAACAGGCUGAGUUUUUUGCCAAGAGGGAGCAUGAGGGGGUGGUACAGAUGCUGGAGGUAAGUCUGGUCUUGAUCUUCUAUUUAAAUGGUGCCAAUAGAGAUCUAGAUCUUGUAUUUCUAUGGUGCCGAUUGAGAUCUAGAUCUUGUAUUUCUAUGGUGCCGAUAGAGAUCUAGAUCUUGUAUUUCUAUGGUGCCGAUAGAGAUCUAGAUCUUGUAUUUCUAUUGGUGCCAGAUAGAGAAUCUAGAUCUUGUAUUUCUAUGUGCUGCAGAUAUGAGAUCUAGAUUCUUGUAAUUUCUAUGGUGGCAGAUAGAGAUCUAUAUCUUGGUAAAAAAAAAAACAAACAAUUUUUCUAUGGGUGCAGAUAGAGAUCUAGAUCUUGUAUUUCUAUGGUGCCGAUAGAGAUCUAGAUCUUGUAUUUCUAUGGUGCAGAUAGAGAUCUAGAUCUUGUAUUUCUAUGGUGCAGAUAGAGAUCUAGAUCUUGUAUUUCUAUGGUGCUGAUUGAGAUCUAGAUCUUGUAUUUCUAUGGUGCUGAUGUUAUUUCUAUUGGUGCAGAGGUGUGGUUGUUGUAGUUCUAUAAACACUACGUUAUCAGUCCCUCUCUUUCACAUGAAGGUAGCCUGACUGUGUAACACAGGACUGUCUAUACAAGGCAGGGCCUCCCUCAACAUGCUAUAGUAUAGGCCUACAGACUUGGCUAAUGAGACUGAGGUGAAGUUGCUCGCUCGGGAACAGAUCAAUUUGAUCAAGCCAAAAAGUUGGAGGGUAUGGAGUGGUGACAGGAUAAUCACUAGAUUUAUCUUGAGCGAAUGGUAGGCCGGAACUAUACAAAUCAACUAUUGACCGCAAAAGCCAACAAUUUAUACCAAACUAUAAUUCAACCUUACAUUGUAUACGAUCACAUUUUCUCUCUAUUAUUUGUGGGAAUACUUUGGAAAAGAUUUCCAAAAUAAAAUCACUGGAGCUCCAUUGCUGUUUUUUUUUACAGUAUUCUAUGUCCAACAAUUUAAACAAUGAAAAAACCUCCGACAGCCUGAUCAUCAUAGUGUAUAUUGUCAUUGUGUCGGUAAACCCUUUGUUAUACAUUGUGUUAAUGUGUUGUGUUUCUCUGUGUAAAUGAAGUGUGUAUGUAUUCUGUUGUAGGACUUGAUCCAGCUUGUGUUGCAGAGGGAGCUGGUACAGUACCGUUACGCUCCUGUUUUGUUUGAAUUGCUCAUUACAAUUUCCCCUACUCUCUCUCGAUCCUUCUUUCCAUCUCUUUAUCUCUCUAAACAAAGAACAUCACUUGUAAAAGUCUCUCUCCCCCUCCAGAGGAGGUAUAGAAGACAGAGAGAAAUAGUGAUGGAGAUCAUAGGGAUAAAAACGGACCGUAUAGUUGCUAUCUCUAUGAUUUACGCUGACGGAGCCCUGGACUCCGAUUGCAGUGUGCCUCUAAUCUAUUAACCAUGUUUUUCUUCCUCAACUCCACGUUUCACAAGCAUGAGUUUGUUUUUGAAGUGCUUUUUCUUUUGUGCUUUCUUUCCCUGCUAACCAGACUACACUGGACUGCAUGCAGGUACCAGCAACACAAAGCCUCUGUCCUGAUGCUCUAGCUCAGAUCCCAACCUCAUCCACCCUGUUCCCAACCCCCACCUUAAGCCUCUGUGUAGAUAGAUAGACAGACUACUACACCUUGACUUUACAAAGGCCUAGACACGCGUGUCCUUGCAGCAUGUAGUGGCUAGUUAGUUUGAGAAUUAAGGAGAAAUGUACAGUACCAGUCAAAAGUUUGGACACACCUACUCAUUCCAGGGUUUUUCCUAAUUUAUACUAUUUUCUACAUUGUAGAAUAAUAGUGAAGAUAUCAAACUAUGAAAUAACACAUAUGGAAUCAUGUAGUAACCAAAAAAGUGUUAAACAAAUCCAAAAUAUAUUUUAAAUUUGAGAUUCUUCAAAUAGCCACCCUUUGCCUUGAUGACAGCUUUGCACACUCUUGGCAUUCUCUCAACCAGCUUCAUCAGGUAGUCACCUGGAAUGCAUUUCAAUUAACAGGUAUGCCUUCUUAAAAGUUAAUUUGUGGAAUUUAUUUCCUUCUUAAUGUGUUUGAGCCAAUCAGUUGUGUUUGGUGAAAGACCAAGUCCAUAUUAUGGCAAGAACAGCUCAAAUAAGCAAAGAGAAACGACAGUCCAUCGUUACUUUAAGACAUGAAGGUCAGUCAAUAUGGAACAUUUCAAGAACAUUUCAAGAAGUUUCUUCAAGUGCAUUCGCAAAUGUGGACCGCCACAGGAAUGAAAGACCCAUAGUUACCUCUGCUGCAGAGGAUAAGUUCAUUAGAGUUACCAGCCUCAGAAAUUGCAGCACAAAUAAAUGCUUCACGGAGUUCAAGUAACAGACACAUCUCAACAUCAACUGUUCAUAGGGGACUGUGUGAAUCAGGCCUUCAUGGUUGAAUUGCUGCAAAGAAACCACUACUAAAGGACACCAAUAAGAAGAAGAGACCUGCUUGGGCCAGGAAACACGAGCAAUGGACAUUAGACUGGUGGAAACUUGUCCUAUGGUCUGGAGUCCAAAUUGGAGAUUUUUGGUUCCAACCGCCGUGUCUUUGUGAGACGCGGUGUGGGUGAAGGGAUGAUCUCCGCAUGUGUAUUUCCCACCGUAAAGCAUGGAGGAGGAGGUGUUAUGGUGUGGGGGUGCUUUGCUGGUGACACUGUCUGUGAUUUAUUUAGAAUUCAAGGCACACUUAACCAGCAUGGCUACCACAGCAUUCUACAGAGAUAUGCCGUCCCAUCAGGUUUGGGCUUAGUGGGACUAUCAAUGGUUUUUCAACAGGACAAUGACCCAACACACCUCCAGGCUGUGUAAAGGCUAUUUUACCAAGAAGGAGAGUAAUGGAGUGCUGCAUCAGAGGACCUGGCCUCCACAAUCCCCCGACUUCAACCCAGUUGAGAUGGUUUGGAAUGAGUCGGACCGCAGAGUGAAGGAAAAGCAGCCAACGAGUGCUCAGCAUAAUUGGGAACUCUUUCAAGACUGUUGGAAAAGCAUUCCAGGUGAAGCUGGUUGAGAGAAUGCCAAGAGUGUGCAAAGCUGUCAUCAAGGCAAAGGGUGGCUAUUUGAAGAAUCGCAAAUAUAAACUAUAUUUUGGAUUUGUUUAACACUUUUUUCUUUACUAAAUGAUUCCAUAUGUGUUAUUUCAUAGUUUUGAUGUCUUCACUAUUAUUCUACAAUGUCAAAAAUAGUAAAAAAUAAAGAAAAACCCUUGAAUGAGUAGGUGUGUCCAAACUUUUGACUAGUAGUGUAAAUGUGACCGGUGAUACCCUGAUUAGGGCUGUGACGGUCAUAAAAUUUUGUCAGCCGGUGAUUGUCAAGCAAAUAACUUCCGGUUUCACAGUAAUUGUUCUUUAAUUAACAUAAACACAUUUAGCAUAGCCUACAAGCCACUGAUGCAGACCUUUGGAACAUCUACAUUUUAAAAAGUCUAAUCAAUCCAUGUAAUAUAGCCUACACCAUCACAAUGAAUCCAUUAUUUAUUUUAGAUGGGUCUAAAGAAACAUGAUAUGAAGAAAAUGUAGUCUAUUUCAGAAGAACAGAAUAACAUACUCUGAGUUGUCCUUAUGUUAGGCCCUGAUCUGGCUAUGCCAUAUGGCUGUGGGCUACACUAGUUCAUUUAGCAGACAAGAUUUGCUUAGAACUCCUUGACAUUAUUUUAUAUUAUUUUAUAUAAAUACAAUUGAACAUAGCUGAAUAAAAUAGAAAGGAUAUUUUCUCCAAACGAUUUGAGUGAGUGCGCAAAUGCGGCUAUUCUGUGUUGAGCGGUUAACAAAGAAACAGUUACUCUGCUUAAUUUAGAGUUAUUUAUGUGACUUUAGUUGUGAUACAAAUGUUGGGCUGUAUGUUUUGAUUUUUAAUACAUUCUAAGGCUGCGUGAUGCGACUCUAAUGAUGAUUUGAAAAAAGUUGCAUGAACGGCAUGAGCUCUGCUUUGUUUUUUUUGCACAGGCUGUACACACCUCAUCAGUCUCUUAUUCACAAUUUGAGAAGCACUUGAUAAUGCCUAUAAUUUCCCGCCGUUAUCCCCUUUUUGUGGCCAUAAUGCCUCCUAAAACAAUCCAUGCCUUUUGCGGCCGGUGGCCGUUGUGCCCUUGGGCUGGAUAUUAAAAUUAUAAUUCCCUUCUCCCGGCUGCGUGCCGAAGCACCUCUCACUCACAUGACUCUCCGUAAUGUGGUCGGGUCUUUCUCACAGGCUACAAGUGAAGACAGACACAUCGGGGAUGCAACUGUGCAUAUUGAAGAUAUUGGAAGAACUGUCCACAUUUACUUUUUGUCAACAAGAUGAGUAGGCCUAAUGAACAGCAAAAGCACUAGCCUAUGUCAAUCUACUAUCCCCCAUGGUACAAAAGUCGACCUAUUCUAUUCUGUGCGAUAAAUACAUAUUCCAAACAUAGUCUGGGACAGUUGUGGGAUGCGAUAGAUCGCAAAUUAAUACAACCACUAGCAUAAACUGUUUUAAGGAAUGAGCCUGACGCAACAGAUGAGAACGUUUAGCUUAACAUAAACUAUUAGGCUAUUUCUUCACAUAAGCGCAGCAAUACGCACAGAACAGUAGGCUAUAAGCGCGAAUGUUCCGUUAGCAGGAAAACACCAUUCUCAAAAGUGACCACAAAUGCGAUUAUGCAUGUUUUGCUUUUAUUAUAUAGGUGCAUUUUUAUGGUGAAAAUGAUCUUCGCCAAACUUGAAACUCACACGCUGCGUAUGUAUGUAUGUAGGCUCUACACCCGUUGUAAAGCUGAUUCAUGUGCAUCAUUUUAAAAAGUUAUUUGGCCCACUUUAGUUGUGAUACAAACCUUAUCAAAACAUAUAGGCCUAUGGGCUAGGCUACAUGAGGUGUGCGACUAUGAUUUGAAAAAGUUGCAAAAAAAAUAAUGUGCUGUUUGCCUUAAGCUGGGCAUCAUUCACAAGUGAUAAUAUAUAAUUCACAAGUGAUAAGCUAAUAUUGUCACCCAUCACACUAUUCUUGAUUUAAUCUUGUCUUUACAUAUACUAAAUAAUAUAUGUGUGAAAUCUGUUUUGAUUUAGAAUGGACCAUUAUCAUGCACCUGUCUCGAAACAGGGCCAGCGGAAAAUAAUACGUCAUCUAUGCACUUAAAUAGCGAAUGGAGGACGCUUUUCACAUGGUUCAUUUUCAUGCCAGCCGGGUAGGCUAUACUUAAUAUUAGGACAUUUGAGAAAUAAAUAUAGCAGGCCUAGCCUAUAGAAAGCUGAUGGGAUCCUCCUCUUUUUAAUAGAUUGCAUAGCCUAUAGAAAUGUUGCGCAACAUGAGCUCAUGGGCUCUCAUGAAGUGUAUGAGCAGAUAGCCUCCUGUGUUCUCUAGCUACAGUAUAUAGUGUUGUAACAUGUUUUGAAUACAGCAUGACAAGCUGAUUUGUGCUGUCUCACUGAGAGGCGAUAGGCUCCAGCCAGGUCAGCGUGUGUCAGUGUACUGGACUAUGUGCCUUCUCCUACACAUCUGUGGGUUUCAACCAGUUACAUAACAGGCCGAGUAGUAAUUGUGAUCUUUUUAAAUAAUCCAUUUGUGUGGACAUGGAGAGGCCCUCUGAGGCCGGCUGGCCCUCUGUGUGAAUGUGUAUUAGUAUGGGUCCGUGUGUGCGUUAGCGGUGUGUGUGUGGACGUGUUUAACUAUACUUGAAGACUGUGUGUGUGCUUGUGUGUGUGUGUGUGUGAGAGUGAGUGUGUGAGAGAGAGUGAGUGUAGGUGAUUUAAAGUGUGUUUGAAACAGGUCAGGCCGAGUGACGCUGCUGUUAGAUUAGUCUAUGGCACGAAGUCCAGUCCCCCGCUGGGCUGAGUACACUGAACCUUGUCCAUAGGAGAAUUGGCUUGGUUCUUAAGCUCAAGGUGUUAAGAUAGAGUUAGCCUGCUUUCUUGACAGUCGAGCUGUGACCCUGACAUAGUGGGGCUUCUCUCUCUCUUCCCUCUCUCUCUUUCUCUCUCCCCGUCUCUCUCGCUCCCUUUCUCCCUCUCUCCCUUUCUCUCACUGCACUCUCUCUUGCUCUCUCUCUCUCCUCUAGCUCUCUCUUUCUCUCUCCUCUCAAAGUAUGUUUGUAUCUCACUAUUGGGAGCUUGAUCUAUCCUGUAGUCAGCACAGUGACUCAAAUCUCGUAAGAGAACGGAUAACAUGCCCCCCCCCCCCCCCCCAAAUAAUAAAAACUUUAAAAGCCUUUCGUGAACCUUGCACUUGACUUCUUCCCGCCCUUACUAGCUCUGACCUUGCUGAUAACUACUUUAUUGAGGAAAGAUGUACUUACUAUGACUGAGAUAUGUGGUUGUCCCACCUAGCUAUCAUAAGAUGAAUGCACUAACUGUAAAUGACUAAAAUGUAAAUGUAAAAUGUAAUAAGUUCGCUGGAUCUACUUGCUAUGUCUCCCACUUUAUGACUUGGUUCAUGUUAAGAGUUCUAGCAUUCAGUCGGGACAGGAUGUGCUUGGUGGUGUAGGUGAGAGGUUUGACAGGAAGCUGUGUUCAGACUGUGUGUGUGUGUGUGUGUGUGUGUGUGUGUGUGUGUGUGUGUGUGUGUGUGUCAGUGCACGUGUGUGUGUGUUUCGUUUAGCUAGGGGCCCCUGUCACAUCAGUACCAGGAAACUCCCACCACAACCGGAAGCGAAAGCAGCCGCUUAUAGAAACUCACUGGGGGCUGAUGCUAAACCCUGUUAGAGCGUUCUGACUGAGCUGUGGCCGUGGCUCUGUAGUGGCUUUGCUAGUGUGACUGUGAGCGCUGCACAACUGUGUCGGAGGAUAUGCGACAUGCUGCAACUACGCUUCAGAUUCUGUUUGUCAGCUUACCCACAAAACCUACAGCUCCUACUAAGGCCCUGAAACCGGUUACUCACCCUCCUCACUCCUUUUCCCACCUUUUUGUCUAUUGAUCCUAAAUGUGAUUGUAAUUGUAAGUGAGUGUUUAUGCAUAUGAUAAUAAACAAGUUAAUUUGUUCAAGUUGAUAUUCCAGUAGUAUACUUUUGAAAUAGGCAGAUUGUCAAAGUAGGCCACCACACAAAUACCCUUUCAUUAGCCUAAGAUCUUUUGUUUGCCUAGGAGCUGAAACUAAAUCCUUUGUGUGUGUGUGUGUGUGUGUGUGUGUGUGUCUACCUCUAUCGCUCUCUGUGCGGUCUUCAGUCUAAGGUGCGGGAGUUGGAGGAUAAGUGUCGCAGCCAGAGUGAACAGUUCGGCCUGCUCAGCCAUGAGCUGGAGACCUUCCGACUGCAGGCCGGCAAACUGGACCUGGCCGGCUCCGCUCUCCUCACUAACCCUGCCCUCUGCCAUCUGACCAACGGUGUGGGCCUCACCGGAGGUAACCAUGGCAACCGUUAUUACCAGCAUGACACUGAUACAUGCCAAUGGGCAACCGUUAUUACCAUGAUAUUACCAUAACCAUUAAACCAUAUCAUAUUACCGUCAGGACACCAAUACAUUCCACAUACUCACUCAUAUUCCCCUUAUGAAAUACACUCCCCAUCCCAAUAAAUGCAUCUUCAUAUGGCCUUCGUAUGCCCACUCGGGCUCAUUUUAACUACUAAUAUUGAAUCUCCCUCAGGCACAGUCUAUAGUUUCUACCAGGAUUGAUUGUACACAUGAAGAUUGCUAAACUAAAGAUUGUUUGUUCCAACUCUGGACCUCCAUGUAGGAUUGUGUUGCUAUUACUUUUUAAAUCGACAUGAUUAAGUUUGAAAGGGAUUCCACAUGAUGCAUUCACUUUGAUGCUGACCCGCACUGAGGACAUAAUAUAUUGUAAUCCUGGCCGCCGCUGGCUUUAAAGUGUCCCUUAAAUCCCUACUGUAUCCAUCCAUCCAUCCCUCCGUCCAUCCAGCCAUGUACUGUAGGUGUGCUGUUUCUGUUCUAGAUCAAGGUGGCCUAUGGGAUGAUUUGAACUCUCUGGGUGAUGAUAUGGCCUUCUGGAGUCUGGAGGAGAGAGAUACUCUCCCCUAGGACCCCUCGCUACCAUGUACUGCUACUUUUCCUAGAGAUCUUGGGUCAUUGAGACUGUCACUGUUACUGCUACCAUGAGCACUCUCACUCCCUUUCCUGGUCUUGGUUGAGUAACUUGGUACCUGAAAUCACUGUUAGGUUCAUUGUAAUGACCCACAUAUUCACAGUCACUUCGUUUGGUUUGGUUGGCUUGCAGUGAGUGGCUGUAUGACUGAUGACACACAUAUACAAUCCCUCUCACACACAGGUCACAAACACACACAAACAGACGUGGGUAAACAACGGUGAGUGAUACUCCCUCCACUCCACUGUUUAAUCAGCCUGGGACGACCUGGGCCUGCCUUCACAACCUUCACAUCCUACAGAUCACCCUGCAACCUGCACACCACCAACCACAUAACAGCCUUUCACCUAGCUAACUACAAGCAGGUCAUAGAGGAGAGAGAGACCUGAGCACUACUACCCUCCACCUAGAUAACCAUAGAUGUGUCAUAGAACACCAACUCCCCAAUUAGAUAACUACAAAACAGGUCACAGAAGAGAGGGGUUAGAAAUGUGUAUAUUUGUAGCCUGAGGUGGUCCAGCAGUCUAGGCCACUGCCUCCAGAACACGUGUACCGGUGCUCACAUGUGUUCCAAUCCGACCCACUGCUCUUCUAGCACACUUUCUCCUCCUACCUUUCCUGUCACUCUCUCACUAUCCUUUCCAGUAAACAUGAAAAAAGAAAAGAGAUGUUUGUUUGCUCAUAUCUCCCUCACUAACUUUAAGCAUCAGUUGUCACUGCACCUGUACACAGCCCAUCUGAAAUUAGCCCGCCCAACUACCUCAUCCCUAUAUUGUUAUUUAUUUUGCUCAUUUGUACCCCAGUAUCUCUAUUUGCACAUCAUCUCUUGCACAUCUAUCAUUCCAGUGUUAAUACUAAUUGUAAUUAUUUUGCACUAUAGCCUAUUUUAUUGCCUUACCUCCAUAACUUGCUAAAUUUGCACACACUGUAUAUUAUAUGUAUUUCUGUUGUAUUUUUGACUUUGUUUUGUUUUACCCCAUAUGUAACUCUGUGUUGUUGUUUUUAUCGCACUGCUUUGCUUUAUCUUGGCCAGGUCGCAGUUGUAAAUGAGAACUUGUUCUCAACUGGUUUACCUGGUUAAAUAAAGGUUAAAUAAAAAAUAAAAUAAUGAAGUAUCUUCCUCCUCCCUGUAGAUGUGGCAGCAACUCUCCGGAUGGGGGCCACCCCUUACGCUGCAGGUCUCACACGUUCCCCCACCACUAAGCACCGUGAGCUACCCACCAUCAGCCUGACCAAGACCUCCAGCGCCCCCAAGUCUGUCUCUGACACCACCCACCUCUCCCCCAAGUCCGCCGAGUCCCACCACAGCCCCCAUCACAGCCCACGCAGGACUAGCCCCACGCCACACGAGGUGAGAGCUCCACCAGUGUUUCGCAUCGUUGAAUCCCUACUUAUUGCAUAGGGAAAGUCACUACUUAAUUCAUAUGUGGAGUUUCCAGUUCAACUUAAAAACAUAGUAUAGUAAUCUCACUAACGGUAGGACUAGAUGACAAUUUCAGAUCGGGAUACUUCGGGAUUUUGGCAAUAAGGCCCUUUAUCUACUUCCCCAGAGUCAGAUGAACUUGUGGAUACCAUUUGUAUGUAUUUUUCCAGUAUGUAGGAAAUCAGAGGUAGUUUCGCGAGCCAAUGCUAACUAGCGUUAGCGCAAUGACUGGAAGUCUAUGGGUAUCUACUAGCGAUACACACAAUCAUCUUCUACACAAUGAGAUGAAGAUAUUUUUAACUGCAAUGCUAUUUUCAAAUAAUUGGGUUCAAAUAUUCCUCAAGGUCAAACCACUCGUAUGGAUUGUCUCCUCCUUUUCAACUCUAUGGUUAGGACAGAUUGCUUGUUGAGAUUACAAAAUGACACCGUCAUUCCUAUGGAUUUGCACGUCAGACCUCAUGGAUUUAAAAACGUCAUUAGCCUUUCUAUCUGUCUCUCAACACUGUACUGACUGUGCCAUCUCACCGCCUAGGCUUAAACAAAUCAAGGCAAAUACAACACAUACAUUGUUAGAGAUAAGACAAUAGGACCCUGUUGAGGUUGGGUGGUCUAACUCUACUUUCAUACAGUGUCCAGCUUUGAGCCUUAAUCUUUCUCUGUCUCUCUCACGUGGCACUGUCAUGUAGCGCACUGGCCAAAGACAAACGCAGCACUUAUUAUAGAAUGCAAAACGAUAAGACCCUUUUGGGUUGGGCUUUUAAACCAUUUCUUCCAUGUUUUUAAAGCAGCUGAGUUCUCCCUCACCCGGUGUCCGGCUGUUUGUUGUAGCUAGCUGAUGUCAGUCCUGCGUGCCCCAGCCAGUCUAAGUCUCUCUGUAGUGGGUCUCUAGCCUCCCUCCCUCUCAUCCAUCUAAACCAACCGGCCAGGACAGGCAGCACCAGCAGCAGCUAGCUCUCUAAAGCUCAUAUUUAGUGAGAUAAUCCCACUGCUGUGGAUUAUUAAGGUUGUAGUAGUUGUAAGUGAUUAUCCUUAAAAUGUUUUUUGCUGGCAGGGAGCAAUAAAAAUGAUGGCAGUUACUUAUUAUUUACGCCUAAUGUAUCAUUCAGACCCUAUAAUUAGACAUAUGGCCAGUCGACAAACAAAACACGCUCAACGUUUGUAGCAGUGUGUGUGUAUAUGUGUGUGCGUGUAUCUGAACCCUAGCAACCCUAUCAAAGUAGUGCACUAUGUAUAGGGAUGUAGUGCAAUAAAGCCUAUAGGGAAUAGGGUUCCAUUUCGUCCGACUGGCAGCGAAUGUUUGUAUGUUUGUGUCGGCCUACAGCAGGGGUCAACAGGUGGCCAAUGGGCCAAAACCGUCCUGCAAUUGAUUUUUUGGGGCCCUCCAAAAAAAUCUUUUGGGGAAUUUUAUUUUUGGGUCAAAAAAGACAACAAUCACCAGGAAUGAAUUCCCAAAAUAUUUGUAUUUAUGAAAUCUGUUCCCAAGUAUUCCCAUGAAUACAGAGAGACGUACAGUGGGGUUCAAAAUGAUUGGAUCCCUUGAUAAAGAAGAGCAAAAAAGAUAACAGAUAAAAAGAUAAAGUAAUACAGAUACUGAGCUAUAUGUAUUAAAAACUAAAAAAUAUGUUUUAAGUUAGAAGUAGGCAUUGGUCUGAAGCCGAAAAAUAUAGGAAAUUCACGAGCACCACAAUGCCUACUCCUCCCAUGCUCUACCAAGGUUUUCCAGCACACAGCUUUGACUUACUACAGUUGCUAUGUUGGUCUAGUACUUCAAACAAAGUGAAUGCAGGUUGCUUAGGAUUCAAACCUUCUCAAACAGCCACGACCCUGUUAAAAAUGGUCAUACAAUAUGACACGAAAAUAAAGGUCUUUGGCCACGCACACCAGUGGUGGGUUUGGCCUUCGAAAGAACAAUGCAUAUGCAGAAAAUACCUCAUCCCAACUGUAAAAUAUGGUGGUGGAUCUUUGAUGGUUAUGGGGCUAUUUUGCUUCCACUGGUCCUGGGGCCCUUGUUAAGGUCAAAGGCAUCAUGAACUUUACCAAGUACCAGGACAUUUUUGCCAAAAACCUGGUUGCCUCUGCCAGGAGGCUGAAACUUGGCUGCAUGUGUAUCUUCCAGCAAGACAAUUUCCCCAAGCACACAUUAAAAUCCCCCUCAAAAUGGUUAAUUGACCACAAAAUCAAUCAUUUUGCUAUGUCCAUCUCAGUCUCCGGACUUGAACCCCAUUGAAAACCUGUGGUUUGAAUUGAAGAGGGCAGUCCAUAAGUGCAGAUGAAGGAUAACAAGGAUCUGGAAAAAUUAUGUAUGGAGGAAUGGUCUAAGAUCCCUCCCAAUGUGUUCUCCAAUCUCAUAAAACAUUUGAGAAAAAGGCUCAGCGUUGUUAUCCUCAUAAGGGGAGGGUGCUGGAGUAUUGAAAACAGUGGAUCAAAUACUUUUAACCCAUAUCUUUUUUUAGAUUUGUUUUUAUUACUUGUUAAACAAAAUCUAUUGUGUGUAUAGCAUGCAAUAUAGCUCAAUCAAGGUAUAAAAUGAUUGUUCUUUUUCAAAUACAUUUACUUGUGGUCGAUUUGCAGUGUACAAAUGAUUAUCAAGUCAAAAUGUUAUUUGUCACAUGCUUCAUAAACAAUAGGUGUAGGCUACAUUUACAUUCACAUUUGAGUCAUUUAGCAGACUAACAGUGAAAUGCUUACUUACAGGCCCUUCCCAACAAUGCAGAGAGAAAAUUAUAAAUAAUAAUAAUAAUAACACAAGGAAUAAAUACACAAUGAGUAACGAUAAUUUUUCUAUUUACACGGAGUACCAGUACCGAGUCAAUGUGCAGGAGUACGAGGUAAUUGAGGUAGAUACUCUAUAUACAUAUAGGUACGGGUAAAGUGACUAGGCAACAGGAUAAAUAAUAAACAGUAGCAGCAGUGUAUGUGAGUCAAAAGAGUUAGUGCAAAAAGGGUCAGAAGCUGUUCAGGGUCCUGUUGGUUCCAGACUUGGUGCAUCGGUAAUGCUUGCCGUGCGGUAGCAAAGAGAACAGUCUAUGACUUGGGUGGCUGCAGUGGUGUAAAGUACUUAAGUAAAAAUACUAUAAAGUAGUUUUUUGGGGUAUCUGUACUUUACUAUUUAUAUUCUUGGCAACUUUUACUUCAUUACAUUCCUAAAAAAAAGAUUGUACUUUUUACUCCAAACAUUUUCCCUGACACCCAAAAGUUACAUUUCGAAUGUUUAGCAGGACAAGAAAAUGGUCCAAUUCAUGGACUUCCAAAGAGAACAUCCCUGGUCAUCCCUACUGCCUCUGAUCUGAUUGACUCACUAAACACAAAUGCUUCGUUUGUAAAUGAUGUCUGUGUUGGAGUGUGCCCCUGGCUAUCCUUAAAAUAAGAAAAUGGUGCCGUCUGGUUUGCUUAAUAUAAGGAAUGUGAAAUGAUGCAGCCAGUCAAGAUGCUUUCAAUGGUGCAGCUGUGUAACUUUUUGAGGAUCUGAGGACCCAUGCCAAAUCUUUUCAGCCUCCUGAGGGGCAAGAUUUGUUGUCGUGCCUUCUUCACGACUGUGUUGUUGUGUGUGCACCGAGUUAAUUCCAUAGUGAUGUGGACACCGAGGAACUUGAAGCUCUUGACCACUAGAGCCCCAUCGAUGUGGAUGGGGGCGUGCUCAGCCCUCCGUUUCCUGUAGUCCACAAUCAGCUCCUUUGUCUUGCUGACGUUGAGGGAGAGGUUGUUGUCACUGUCCUCCUAUAGGCUGUCUCAUCGUCGUUGUUGUUCAGGCCUACAACCGUCGUGUCAUCAGCAAACUUAAUGAUGGUGUUGGAGUCGUGCGUGUCCACGCAGUCGUGGGUGAACAGAGAGUACAGGAGGGGACUAAGCACGCACCCCUAAGGGGCCCGCAUGUUGAGGGUCAGCGUGCUGGAGGUGUUGUUGCCUACCCUCACCACCUGGGGUCGGCCCGUCAGGAAGUCCAGGAUUCAGUUGCAGAAGGAGGUGUUCAGACCCAGAGUCCUAAGCUUAGUGAUGAACUUGGAGGGCACUAUGGUGUUGAACGCUGAGCUGCAGUCGAUGAACAGCAUUCUCACAUAGGUAUUCCUCUUCUUCAGGUGGGAUGAUGGUGUUGAUGUGAGCCAUGACCAGCCUUUCAAAGCAUUUCAUGGCUACAGAUGUGUGCUACGGGGCGAUAGUCAUUUAGACAGCUUACCUUGCCGUUCUUGGGCACAGGGACUAUGGUGGUCUGCUUGACUGGGUCAUGGAGAGGUUGAAAAUGUCAGUGAAGUAACUUGCCAGCUGGUCAGCACAUGCUCUGAGUACACGUCCUGGUAAUCCGUCUGGCCCCGCGGCCUUGUGAAUGUUAACCAGUUUAAAGGUCUUACUCACAUCGGCUACUGAGAGCGAGAUCACACAGUCGUCCAGAUCAGCUGGGGCUCUCAUGCAUGGCUCAGUGUUGCUUGCCUCGAAGCAAGCAUAGAAGGCAUUUAGCUUGUCUGGUAGGCUUGCGUCACUGCUCAGUUCGCGGCUGGGUUUCCCUUUGUUAGCCGUGAUAGUUUGCAAGCCCUGCCACAUCCGAUGAGCGUCAGAGCCGGCGUAGUAGGAUUCGAUCUUAGUCCUGUAUUGACGCUUUGCCUGUUUGAUGGCUCGUCGGAGGUCGUAGCGUGAUCUCUUAUAAGCGACUGGAACUGUUUUAUCGAGACACAAAUAUCCUUUUUCAUUUGGCGCAUAGGCGCAUACAGACGCAGCUUGGCUACAUUGUAACCCUGAAGUGGCCAUGGUGCGCUCUCAUAUGGGGCUCAGCCAGGACUGUUACUUUUGUAAUUGAAUGAAAACAUUUUAACAAUGUGAUUUAACUGAUUGAAGUUGGAAAAAUAGAUGGCAAAAAUGCAGAAUGGCGUUAAAUGCCUGUAAACAGCUUGGGGAGGAAAAUUAUUUCACAGAUUUAAUCAUGUAAUAUUAGGCCUACUGAUUAUUUCUCAAUUGCAAGCUACUCAUUGACAGCCCGCGACUACCGGACAUACAGUUUUCUGCUAAGGUGCAUGCAACCUUUGGUAGGCUGAUGGAAGGCUACUCAGAGUCAGAGUCUGCGCUACAGCAAAUCAGACAUGCCCGUGCUCGUCAUGGUUCUUACAGGCAAAAUGAAAUGAUACAAUGAAUUUGCUUGUGGUGCACGCAGCUCAAAUUAUAUGUAACAUUGGACCGGUGUUUCCGUUAGCCAGAAAUUGCCGUCUUUUGGCCGAUAAAAUUUAUUAAAAGCCAAUAAAUACAAUUGUAGCCAGCCAAAUUGUCCGGGGCGGCAUAUCAUACAUCCCGAUUUCACGCUUCUGCACCAUGCAUGUAGAUGUCCUAACCGACUUGCCAAAAAACUAUAGUUUGUUAACAAGAAAUUUGUGGAGUGGUUGAAAAACGAGUUUUAAUGACUCCAACCUAAGUGUAUGUAAACUUCUGACUUCAACUGAAGGUUAUACAGUGCAUUUGGAAAGUAUUCAGAUUCCUUGACUUUUUUCUCAUUUUGUUACCUUACAGCCUUAAAUCUAAAAUGGAUUAAAUUAUAGUUUUUCCUUAUCAAUCUACUACACACAAUACUCUAUAAUGACAAAGCGAAAACAGAUUUGUAUAAAUGUUUGCACAUUUAUUAAAAAUAAAAAACAGAAAUACCUUAUUUACAUAAGUAUUCAGACCCUUUGCUAUGAGACUGAAAUUGAGCUCAGGUGGAUCCUGUUUCCAUUGAUCAUCCUUGAGAUGUUUCUACAACUUGAUCGGAGUCCACCUGUGAUACAUUCAAUUGAUUGGACAUCAUUUGGAAAGGCACACACCUGUCUAUAUAAGGUCCCACAGUUGACAGUGCAUGUCAGAGCAAAAACCAAGCCAUGAGAUCGAAGGAAUUGUCCGUAGAGCUCCGAGACAUGAUUGUGACGAGGCACAGAUCUGCGGAAGGGUACAAAAAAAUGUCUGCAGCAUUGAAUGUCCCCAAGAACACAGUGGCCUCCACCAUUCUUAAAUGGAAGAAGUUUGGAACCACAAAGACUUUCUAGAGCUGGCCGCCCGGCCAAACUGAGCAAUCAGGAGAGAAGGGCCUUGGUCAGGGAGGUGACCAAGAACCCGAUGGUCACUCUGACAGAGCUCCAGAGUUCCUCUGUGGAGAUGGUAGAACCUUCCAGAAGGACAACCAUCUCUGCAGCACUCCACCAAUCAGGCCUUUAUGGUAGAGUGGCCAGACGGAAGCCACUCCUCAGUAAAAUACACAUGUCAGCCCGCUUGGAGUUUGCCAAAAGGCACCUAAAGGACUCUCAGACCAUGAGAAACAAGAUUCUCUGGUCUGAUGAAACCAAGAUUGAACUCUUUGGCCUGAAUGCCAAGCGUCACGUCUGGAGGAAACCUGGCACCAUCCCUAUGGUGAAGCAUGAUAGUGGCAGCAUCAUGCUGUGGGGAUGUUUUUUAACGGCAGGGACUGGGAGACAACUCAGGAUCGAGGGAAAGAUGAACGGAGCAAAGUAUAGAGAGAUCCUUGAUGAAAAUCCGCUCCAGAGCGCUCAGGACCUGAGACUGGGGUGAAGGUUCACCUUCCAACAGGACAACGACCCUAAGCACACAGCCAAGACAACGCAGGAGUGGCUUUGGGACAAGUCUCUGAAUGUCCUUGAGUUGCCCAGCUAGAGCCGGACUUGAACCCGAUCGAACAGCUCUGGAGGACCUGAAAAAGCUGCGCAGCAACACUCCCCAUCCAACCUGACAGAGCUUUAGAGGAUCUGCAGAGAGGAAUGGGAGAAACUCCCCAAAUACAGGUGUGUCAAGCUUGUAGUGUUACACCCAAGAAGAGUCGAGGCUGUAAUCGCUGCCAAAGGUGCUUCAAUAAAGUACUGAGUCAAGGGUCUGAAUACUUAUGUAAAUGUGAUGUUUCAGUUUUUCUUUUUUUAUACAUUUGCAAAAAUUUCUACAAACCUGUUUUUGCUUUGUCAUUAUGGAUUUAAUCAAUUUUAGAAAAAGGCUGUAACGUAACAAAAUGUGGAAAAGGUCAAGGGGUCUGAAUACUUUCCGAAUGCACUGUAAGUAGUUCUGUUGUAAAAUAAAUAUCAUUAGCCUAUUGUUGUCAUUUAUUGGGUACAGUAGCCUUUCUUGGUAAUUGCUGCAAUACAGCCUGUUCAAAACUUAAACCAGUUCGCCAGGAUUUUGUUUCAUUCUGAGCCAUUUUCUUAGCCAAAUUAGGAUCAAACUGUAAUGUUGUGUUUGCCGCAAUAUAACAUCCUGCUCGUAUUUCCCCUUAGACCACUGCGCCACUCGGGAGUACAUCUGGGUGUGCAUUUUCUUGUUUGCUUAUGGGCUUCUACAGCUCGUUGAGUGCGGUCUUAGAGCCAGCAUCGGUUUGUGGUGGUAAAUAGACGGCUAUGAAAAAUAUAGAUGAAAACUCUCUUGGUAAAUAGUAUGGUCUACAGCUUAUCAUGAGGUAUUCUACCUCGGGUGAGCAAAAAUGUGAGACUUCCUUAACAUUGGAGAUCGUGCACCGGCUGCUGUUAACAAAGAGACUCACCCCUCCUCCCUCAUCUUACCUGAUUAUAGUCAUGUUCCGGGAAAAAAAACGUCUCGUGGCUGAAUCUAGUUGCCUACCCCUCGCCUACAGUAUUCACCAUAGCCAGAGGAAAUCAUAGGCAGUCAGAUCAUUAAGCUGAUGCUAUGUGGUAUUAAAGGGAGCAUUUUCAGAGAAGAGAACAUUCCGUAUAAGCAGCUUGUUAGUGGCCAGUGUCCCAAUCCACUGUGAAUUGUGCCCACUGCCCACGUUAUACAUAAAUCUCAUUGCACAAUCUCUGAGGGAGGAAGUCAAUUCCAGAAAAACAUGAUAUCCUGCGUGUGGCCCUGGCCUUCUACUAUUCAGGAGGCAUUGAUCCAGCCGGGGGUUGGGAAGAUUUUGACCUGCUGGCAGCUCAAGGUUCCAAUAAAAAUGAUAUAUACCACUAAGCAGGCGCUUUUAUCCAAAGCCACUUUACAUUUUUAGUAUGAAUAUGUGAUCCUGUGAGAAUUUAACCUGGCUAGGAAUGGACAUUGCUAGGAAUUGACAAAACCCUGCAGGAAUUGACAUUGCUCACACCAAGCUCUUACCAACUGAGCCACACAGUACAACAGGUUUCCAGUGGCCUCAUUGUUGACUGUCAUGUUCUCAGGUUGACACGGCCAGUGAAGUGGAGGAGUUGGACAUUGAUGUGUCCCCAGCACCUUACACCACUCCCAGAGGAGCCGCCAAGCUACAGGUCUUCAUCGCCAGAUACAGGUAAGGACUGGCAUACAGAUUUGGCCAAAGCAGCAGUAUGCCUUCACUAAAGUGGCGGUAUUUAGUAGAUUGAAUUGGAGACCAGUUAUGUUUAUAUUUUUCUUUUCAGAAAGAAUGUUAUCGUUUUUUCUAUCUCAGUAUUCAACUUUAACAAUACGAUGAGAUGGGUUAUGUUUCUAAUACAUUAGUGUUGAUAAUGUGGCUUUAUUUUUCUCCAGCUAUAACCCCUAUGAUGGUCCAAAUGAUAACCCAGAGGUGGAGCUACCACUCACCGCUGGGGAGUACAUCUAUGUGUAUGGCGGUAUGGAUGACGACGGCUUCUAUGAAGGUGAGCCUUCUCCAAAACCUUAAAGGGGCAAUCAGCAGUUGCUACAUCCAUUUUUGGACUUAUACAUUAAUGAUAUGAAAACAUUGAUUCUUGAAGAAUAUAACAUAUAUAUGCCUCAUGAGCUUAGUUCAACGGUCGUGCUCCAUCAAAACCCAAAAUAUAAGGUUGUUUUACUCCAAUGUUUGUAAACAGAUACUAUAUAGCCUCAAAACAUGGUUCAACAUUCAUUUUGAUAUCAUGGAUGGUCAGUCUGAAUUUGAAUUUGAGUGGUUACAUUUCUCCAACCCCAUCCCUCAUCAUUUUACCAAAACAGGGGUGGGGAUUACACUUUGUUAUUGUUUCUACUGCUGAUUGCCGCUUUAAUUUCAUAAAAGUUUUAUAAAGUUACAUUUUUUACACUGAAAGUUACCAUUUGAACACUGACAUUUUAACACGGUCAAAGUUUUUAGUAUCUGUGAUGACAUCCAAACACAAGUCUCUCUCUCUCUCUCUCUGUGUCCCCCUGCAGGAGAGCUGAUGGACGGGCGGAGAGGGCUGGUCCCCUCCAACUUUGUGGAGCGCGUCUCAGACGACGACAUGAUGAGCGCCCACGUUGCAGAGGGCACUGACAUAUCCCACAACUCCUUGCUGGACAGCAGCCUGCACAGAGCCAGCCACCAGCACCACCUCCGCCUGGGGGGCCCAAGUACCUCUGAGAGGACCGACCCUACGUCUGCAGCCUCCGCCUCAGGUCCUCUCUCCGUCUCUUUCCCCUCAGGGGAGCAGGUCCUGGCUCCCUCCGACCCCUCCCUCCGAACCCUCCUCUCCCCAGCCCCCCUCACCAACGGCCUGGACCUAGACCUGGAGGUGGGGGUGGACACUGUGCCUUACCCGCGCAAGCUCACCCUCAUCAAGCAGUUGGCCAAGAGCAUCAUCAUCGGCUGGGAUGGGCCGCUGGUGCCGGCGGGCUGGGGCAACGUGUGGAGCUACAAUGUGUACGUGGACCAGGAGCUGAGGCUCAACGUGCCCUUCGGCUCCCAGACUAAAGCUGUCCUAGAGAGACUAGACGUCAAUCUCAAGGCCUACCGGGUGUCUGUACAGAGCCUGACGGAGCGCGGCAGCUCGGACCAGCUCCGUUGCUCCAUGCUGGUGGGCAGGGAUGUAUGUGUGGCGCCCACCCAGCUCAGAGUCGACCGGGUCACCGCCACCUCGGCCAGCCUGGCCUGGCUGCCCAGCAACAGUAACUAUGUGCACAUUGUGUCCUUGAACGAGGAGGAGAUGGAGCUGGUGAAGGCUGGCAGCUACUCGCUGUGCCUCAGUAACCUUACGCCCAGCCUGCACUACACAGUCAAAGUGGAGGCUCGGCCGCACCAAACCCCCUGGGAGCUGCCCCUGGAGAGACGGGAACACAAGACUGCCACAACUACCUUUACCAUGCUGGCCGCAGGUACGUGAGCAAACAGGGUAGAGAGAUACUGGAGAUACCGUACUCAAAUCCGAGUAUGAAGGGCUGAAGAACUGCUGGUUUAAUUUGUUACACGAAAAUAGAUUCCACUCACCUGGUGUUCCCAGGUCUUUAAAACAGGCCCUGAUUAGUGAGGACGAAUUAAAUCAGGGGUCUGUUUAAAACCUAAGAUUUGCUUGUCUUCUAAUGUUUAUAACCUCCUCUCCCAGGCCCCCCUGAUGCUCCUCUGGACGUGCAGCUGGAGCAGGGGCCCUCCCCGGGCAUCGCCCUCAUCAGCUGGCUGCCUGUCACCAUCGAUGCUGCUGGGACCUCCAACGGAGUCCGCGUCACCGGAUACACCAUCUACGCUGACAAGAAAAAGGCAAGAACUGUAGUGUUUCUGGACCUGAAUGCACUGGAAACAGAGCAGAGUGUUUAAGGUUUUGGAUGUCUGUCAGUGUUUUCAGAGAGGUUCUGUGCUCUAAAGGCCCAUUGAGUCUGUGUUGCUCUCUUCCUCAAGACGCUGGUGUGUGUUUAAGUGUGCCACAGUAUUUGCAGUGCUUCAGCUCGGGCUGUGAACAGUAUCUGUGAUGAUGCCUUGUCGUAUGCCGCUGACUUUUGUAUCCUUUAAGUCACAAGUGUUUUAUGUCUCUGUGUGAGUAUUUUGCUGUGAGGAUUGUGUGUGUAGAGAGUGUAUAUCUGUGCUGCUGACACUACCCAUCUCCUCUCCUGCCAUGCCCUAGGUGUUGGAGGUGUCAUCCCCUACGGCAGGCAGUGCCCUGAUGGGUCCGUCUCAAAUCCAGUCCCUUACGGCGGCCCACCAGCUCACCGUGCGCACCAUGUCCGCCCACGGCGAGUCCACCGACUCUGUGCCAGUCAACGUGCCCGCCAAGCUAGCCGCCAUCAUGACGGGCAAGGCCUCGGCUACCUCCGCCCCUUGCUGCUCGUCACCCCCCGUCGACCAGUCAACCCCAGUGCACCAGUCGCCCUCCAUUCACCAGUCACCACCCUACCAGUCACCCCCUGUCCACCAGUCGCCACCCGUCCACCAGUCACCCCCCUUCCUGUCUUCGUCACCACCCGUCCAGCCCCAAUCCCCAUCCUAUGGGAACUCAGCUGCCAAAGUCUCCACGCUACCCUACGCCAUGGCCUCGCCGCCGCUAGAUGCACACACCAUGGUCCCCAACGGGGGGCUGCCCUCUGCCAACUCUCCCCCAGUCCACACCCUCCACACAGAGGCCUCCUCGCCGCGCCCUGCCUCAUACGCGGAGGCCUGGGCCAACCCCUUAGCAAAGUCUCCUGCCCCCCCUCAGGACGCCUUGGCAGUGCAUGAGGCCACCAUGUCACCUCCAGUAGCACCAAACUAUCAGGCCAAGUUGCCAUCAGUACCGUCAGCCUAUGAGGCUAUGACGUCACCACCAAUACAACCAGCCUAUCAGGCCAUGCUACCACCAGCCUCUCACAUCAACACAACGGUACUUACAAUAAUGCUACAACACCUGCUCUAAAUCUCUCAUCUAGAACUCUAGAACUCACCUCAUGGCUCCAGACUUACUUUUUCCCCUGGUGUCACUGGUGCCACUAUUUUUAUGUGUAACCUAAAUCAGUGAUUGUCAUGAAUUUUGGGUUGACAAUUAUGCUAUUGUUGCUAUAUUUUACUCUCAAUGUAGGGCUCUAGAAUUGCACAUUUAUUUUGUUCAGUAGAGAUUAAUUUUCUUAGCUAGAUAUUUUGUGUGUACAAAUUAAAUAUCACAUAAGAUAAUUUAUUUGGGGCUAAUUCACCAUCUGAGGAAGUGGAAAAUCAAAAUGCAUUAGGUAGAUUGCUAAAUAUAAUAUGUUGCUUGUUAGCCGUGUAAUUGAUGAAUGUAAUAGUAAAUGUAAUGUCCUAAAAACUGUGCAGCAUUUAUGUCUAUAGCCUAUGCAGUCACCGCAAAUGGCAGAUGUGCGCUUCCCGUAUCUCAAAGCCAUAGCCUACCAGAUACUUUGGUUAAAAACGGUGCUCAAACGGUCGAUGUUGAGAGUUGAGAAACACAUGUAAUACCUGCAGAAAGCUGAGACCCGCCUCUCACCAACAGGCACGACAGCUUUCAAACUGUUUAUUUUGCCGCAAUUGCAUUUUAUAAAUGUUGCAAUAAUUUUUCUCUCCCUCCCCCUCUGCCCCUAGCCUACUCAGCGCAAAGGGAGAAACAGACACAGGGGCAGGGCAGACACUUUCAUGCAGGAAAAUAAUGCACUUUAGGCUACUGUUCUUUCAAAUCAUGCUUUUAGCUGCCUCAAAAUAAAAUGUUUUGAGUGAAGUGACCAGCUUGAAUUUGCAGUUCGCACCGAUGUGACCAAUCAAACAUUUUACUCGCACAGCCAAGUCUAAGAGUCGCAAAAUGCGACUAAAUGUUCACAGGCGGGAGCCCUGCAACUGCUCUUGAAUAUAUAGGUAUGUUAUUAUCUAGUCUACAUUAUUGUAACUAUUUUAACUAAGUGUAUGUUGUAUGUUCUCCAGGUCAAUGCAGCCCUGCCCCCCACCCAGAGUCCAGUCCCAGGCCCAGUCCCAGCAGCAGCCAUGGAGCAGAGCAGAGCAGUCACAGAAAGCCCCGGAGCUCCCCGUCCCGGCAUGUCCAUCACAGACUUUCUCCCCGUGGAGGACUACUCCCGUGCAAACCUUUCAACCCCUGAGCCCUGCCCUACCUCACCCCAGGACAGACACUCUCUCCGGCCCCCCAAAGCCCCCUCUCCCCUGGAGUCAGAACCAGACUACUCCAUGGAGAGGUCGACCGCACGCCUGGUGUCCAUGGAGGAGUUCCUCAGGCAGGAGCAGGACCCAGGCUUCAGCAGGCAGCCACAGGUUGGUUGGUUAGUUAGUUAGUACUGACCGUGCUUUUUUUGAAUAUGGCACAUUAAAUAUCAUUGCCAGUUUCCUGGGCAGAUGCAAUUGCAUGGCAACUCUGAUGUAUUCUUUAUUGUUCCAAUGUUCCCCUCACAUUGGCUAGUACUCUGUGCUUUAAUCCUCUGAUGAUGUUCAUUACAGAAAUAAACUCUUGGAGAGUGGGGUGGCCAUGCCCUCACACACAGGUUGAAGAGUACCAACAUCACCCAGCCUCACCCAGCCUCACCACUUGAUUAGAUGAACCAGUAACUCCUCUAGGUCUAGGAAAGGCUGUGGGAUCAUUACCUCGUAUUUAUCAACAUGGUGCUUUAGACUAGAGCAGCGGUUCCCAAACUAGGGGUCACGACCCCAUGUGGGGUCACCUGAUAUGAAAUGGGGUCGCGGGAGAAUUUCCAAAAUCCUGUUGUUGUUUUUUUUACAAAAUAUAUAGUGUUUUAUAUAUAUUAUAAAAUCGUCUUUGUAUCUCAAAAUCAUUGUAAAGUGGUUAACCUUAAAAAUCAAAAUCAAAAUUAUUCAAAUCUAAAAGAUAAAAUUCAACCGGAGAGCGCCCUUAGCUCAUGGGAAAAGGCCGUACUUGACCAUUGCACUUGAAUCAUUCCACAGUGAAUGGAUAGGCCUGCUACGAUAUGAAACCACACACUAUUGCAGAGACUUUGAUAUUACUGGACACAAUUGAUAUGGUGAAAAUAAUGUGUUGGGAGGCAGAGUCACAGAAACUCACAUCAAUACCUUUGUCAGAUAGGAAAUAAUUCUUAUUGGAGAGAGUCUUUCAAAAGCGAACCAUGCCCCCUUCCCUCGGCUGUGCAUGUUUCUAACAGAAAACAGGAUCAGUAAGUGUCCCACACAAGUGAUGGCUGCGCACCUCCAACGCUUGGAAGAGCACUUUGGGACCUGCUUCCCAAUCCGUUUGACUGUGAUCCUGGCUCAGUUGACAUGCCGGUAAAUGAAAUCAAACAACUGAUCGAGCUGUCAUGGGUACCGAAUGCUGCAGACAACGCAUUUACAGGUCACUAAAGAGGAGUUUUGGUUCCUGACACAAAGGGAAUACUGUGCUGUCUCCCUCCGAGCACUAAAACUCAUUGUACCCUUCGCCAGCUCAUAUCUGUGUGAAGCUGGAUUCAGUGCUCUCGUCUGCAUUAAAACCAAAUAUCGAUCCAGGUUGGAUGUGACAGCAGAGAUGAGGGGCGCACUGUCGACCACGCCCCCUGACUUUGAGAAGUUCCGACGUGACCCGUGUCAAGCACACCCAUCUCAUUAGUGGUAGUUAGAAAAGAGAAAUUAUGUCAGACUAAUUUGCAAUUGACUGCCGUAGCCCCAAAUAAAAAAGUUAACUUUGGCUGUAAUUACAUAAUUUAUUUCACAUGGUUGGGGUCGCAAGAAUUUUCAGAUAUCAAAAUGGGGUCAUGGGCCAAAAAAGUUUGGGAACUCCUGGACUAGAGAGCAUUGAGGAUAGAGGCAGAAUACCAACAUAUACCAACGUUCAUAGUAAAAUGUCCUACUAUGAAAAUUAUCAUUUGGAGGAUUGACCUAAUCAAUUUACGUUUCACUCGUAUUGGCAGCAAAAAAAUGAAUACCAAUCAAAAAUAUCAACUCUAAAGGUAGAUUUGUAUGUUUUAUAUGGAUUAGAUAUAGGCUAUGACGUGAUUGGUUAUUCCACAUGCUCUUAGCCUGUCCUGUUGUGCUGUGUGGUUGUGUUCUGUGUGUCAGGGUUAUGCUGGUGGCCUGGUGGAGCCUCCGUACCGUGCAGCAGAGAGCAAUAGGGGCUCGGACCUGUCGGAUAUCCUGGAGGAAGAGGAGGAAAUGUACUCAGACCCCCCUGGACCCACCCUGGCCCGGGGGUACACCACAGGAGCCGACAGGGUAAAAACUCACAACACAUACUUGAUUUGACUGAUCUUUCUGAGGACAGCCUCUGUUUUUGUUACGUUUGCUUAACUUUCCCUCUUUCAUUCUUGAAUUCACUCACCGUUUUGAUUCUUUUUUUAUUUUUUUGUACACCUCUCCUUUGUAUGUUACACUUCACCCCUACCUUAUGCCACGUGCCCUGCCCAACCUGCUCACAUCCACCUCCUUCCUGACCUCCUAUCUCCAUCUCCUACAUCCAACCUCCUACCUUCAACCUGUUACACCCGCUCCUCUGUGACCCUUGACCCAUGACCCCUGUAGCCAGACCAGUGGGAGGUGCCGGACAGUGACGAGGAGAUUCUGGAGAGGAUCCUGAAGCUUCCUCCUCAGGCCCAGACUCAGGCCUACGACUACCAUCACGGUCAUCAUCACCACAACAAGCACCUGUUCAGCAUCCCAGAGGUCACUGAUGAAGAGGACAACAGCGUGGACGAGGACUAUAAUCACCGUCGCCACCGCAGACAGUCCCAAGCCAGGCCCAGCCGCACACACCUCCACCCCGAUGACCCCCACUACCACAGCCCCCGACACCAACCCCAGCCCCACCACAGCAGCAGAGCCGAAGCCAAAGAGCCUUUACCCAGACACAGUGGUGGUGCUGUUGUCAGGGCCCGGCCCCAGCACAGGGUCCACUACGCAGACACAGUAGACAGCGUCAGCUACCCUGAGGAGGGGGAGCUGGUCCUCGGGCCCAGUAGGGAGACGUGGGUGCGUCGGGCCCCCCAGAAGGCCCACCAGGUUGGGGGAAGGAGCGGGGUGGAGACAGUUUCCUUGGUAGGCGGGCUGGGGGACAGGCUCAGACGAGAAGCCUUGCUACGGAGUCAGAUGGCGGUCGCAGCGUUAACGUCCCAGGCCACCGGCCACGCACCACACUCUUACCUAGUCAGCAAGACCGUUCGGACGGUCAAGUCCCCUGUGGGCUCGGUAGCAGAGAUCGACAUUGAGUAUGGGACUGACGAGGAGGAGCCGUUGACCUAUGACCGCGGGGAACGAGGGGAGGUGGUGGUGGAGCAGAUGAGUUCUGAGUGGUGGGUGGAGGGGUCACAGCCUAACCCCCUCACUCUGGCCCUGCGCCGGGGAAAACCUGCCCUCCAGGCCAUCGCAUCUGCUGCAGCAGAAUGGGUGUGUUCUCACUCGUUGUACCCUGUGGCUGUAUUUGGAUUCCCUCUCCUCUGCCGGCGUCUGUGUAGUCGUCUUGUCAUGCGUCUCAUGUCCCCUCUAUCUGAGAUCCUAGCAACCUAGCCUCUGUCUGUCUGUCUGUCUGUCGGGCGGCACCGUUGCUUCUCUAGACUCAUUCAACCAGCACAAGGCCUGAAAAACCACCUGGUCCUUAUUGCACACUACUCAUGUCUCUAACCCUGCAGUGCCUUACUGUCCAACCUGAAUGCAAGUUAUUGUCUGUGUGCUGCUGUCUUUCUCUCUGACUGACUGUGUGUGUGUGUGUGUGUGUGUGUGUGUGUGUGUUGACCAGGAGCCUGGCAGAGACCCGUCGAUGGAGGCUGGUGCUGGGUGGAGCGGACAGGAUGAGCUCUCUCCUAAGCUGACCAGGGUAGAGGCCAGGCAGCAGCUCAAUGGUCAGAAUCAUCAAAUUUCUCAUCAUCACUUUCUAAACAGCCUACUACUAUAUAGUAUAUUUAGAUUAUAGAAUAUCGAUCUUAGUCUUAUCUGAUGCUCUCGCCAGAGAUCUCUCUAUAUACUAUUAUACUCUCAUAUAUAUAUCAUUCUUCUUAUCUAAACUAAUUCUAUCUUGACUAUAUGUCUCUAUUCUCUUCUCUCUCUCUAUCUCUCAUUUUCUAUCUCUCUCUCUCUGUCUCUCUCUUAUCUCUCUCUCUCUCUCUUAUUCUCUCUUUCUAUGUCUCUCUCUCGUCUCCUCUUUAUCUAUGUCUCUCUCUUUAUCUCUGUCUCUCUCUUAUCUGUCUCUCUCUUAUCUCUGUCUUCUCUUUAUCUCUGUCUCUCCCCUUAUCUGUCUCUUCUUUUAUCUCUUCUCUCUUUAUCUCUGUUCUCUCUUUCGUCUGUCUUCUCUUUAUCUCUUCCUCUUCUUUUUUCUCUGUCUCUCUCUUUUAUCUCUGUCUCUCUCUUAUCUCGCUCUCGCUUUAUCUCGUCUCUCUCUUUAUCUCUCUCUCUCUUAUAUCUCUGUCUCUCUCUUUACUUGUCUUCUUUUAUCUUUACUCUGUCUCUUCUUUAUCUCUGUCUCUCUCUCUCUCUCUGUCUCUCUCUUUAUCUCUGUCUCUCUCUUUAUCUCUGUCUCUCUCUUUAUCUCUGUCUCUCUCUUUAUCUCUGUCUCUCUCUUUAUCUCUGUCUCUCUCUUAUCUCGUCUCGCUUUAUCUGUCUCUUCUUUAUCUCUGCGCUCUGCUUAGAUAUUUCUCAUCUCUAUCUCUCUCCUAUCUUGCUCUCCUCUGUCUGCCUCUGCUAUCUCUCUCGUCCUCUCUUUCUUAUGCUCUCCUCAUCUUCUCUCUCGUGUAUGCGCUCCUGACUAUGGCAUCGCUCUGUCUCUCUCUCUCUCCUUCUCGGUCUCUCUAUACUCAAUGCUCUAAUCUCUCUCGUUAUCUCUCGCCGAGAGAGCUCUCCUCUCUCUCUCUCUCUCUCUCUCUAUAUCUCUCUCUCUCUCUCUCUCUCUAUCUCUCUCUCUCUCUCUCUCUCUCUCUCUCUCUCUCUCUCUCUCUCUCUCUCUCUCUCUCUCUCCCAGAAAGACACCAGGAUGUCAGAUUACCAGUUUGUGUGGUGGGGGGGGGGGGGGUACUUUAACAGGGAUAGGGUGAUAGGGGAGAGCGAGAGAGCGGUCUGUAAGCUUAGAACCAGCUUAACUCCAAAAUGGCUCGUCAUGACAUGAGAUGGAUGGGAGGACGUGACAACCAUGAAAAUAGUACCCUAGAUUAGCCCGCAGUGAAACCAACCAAGCCGGAGUCUCUCUCUCUCUCUCUCUCUCUCUCUCUCUCUGCAGCUUUCUCUCUCUUAGUCCCUAUCUAUCUCUAUCUCUCUCUCUUUCCCUCCCUCCUCUCUCUAUUUCUGCCUCUUUCCCUCCCUUUCUCUCCCACUCUCUCUUUCUCUCGCUCUCUCUCUUUCUCCCGCUCUUUCAAUCUCACAGCUGUGUUCUCAUGGAAAAGGUCACAGAUAUAGUUCUGCUAUUCCCAGCAGCAGGUGGAAGAACAAAGAGCGUGCAGAUAGAUACACAGGACAUAUGCACGUACGCCCAACGACACUAGAGCGGGAGGGAGGGAUCAGCGAAGAUGACGUUCUCACAUACAGUAUCUCCAGAUAUCUAUACAGACAGAGGAUAUGAAUGUGGUCUAUUUCUUCCUGUCAGCUCUGCUCUGCUUGCCUAUAGCCUGGCUGUUGCUACAUACAGAUGGGCUGAUCCCUCCUAAUGAGAUAGAACCUGGUCUCAUUGGUGCAGCUUAAGUCCUAGUUGACUACAGCAGUUCACAUUCCCUACACUGCCCUAUAGGUCUGCAUAUAGGUCUAAGUAAUCAGUCAUCUUGAUCACUACAUCACAUAGACCAGUGUUGGGCAACUCUAAUGGAGGUGGGGGCCACACAAAAUCUGAACUCAUCCUAAGGGGCCGCAGUGGCUGGCAGGUGUGGGUACCCACAUCCAUACACACAUAUGCAGUCAGAGCUGGCCCUAGCCUUUUGGGGGCCCUAGCCUUUUGGGGGCCCUAAAUGAAACACACAUUUUAACAGAGUGGGAGUGGGCUCUACCAUGUGGAUAUCGAGAACUGUGGGAGUGGGGGAUGUGUGUGGGUUUGUGUGACCAGGCAAAACCAGGUGUAUGAACUUUUGAAAUAUUUGGGUCCUUUGCACAGCAAUGAUUAGGCUAACUGUUGCUCCAAAUAAUGUGGGUUCUGUUUGUGUGUUUGCAUGAAGAGAGCAUGGAGCCUGCACGGCCUAUUGGAGACAACGAGGUGCGUAUCUUUGUGGCGCUGUUCCCCUACGACCCGGUCAACAUGUCCCCGAACCCUGACGCCGCUGAGGAGGAACUGCCCUUCAGAGAGGGACAGAUCAUCAAGGUAUGGAACCCAACUGGUUAAAACUGGUUAAAACUGGUUAAAAUUAUAGUAUUGCCUGCUGGAAUAGUGAUAUCCCUGGCACUAUGUUUUACACACUCUCUCAUCUAAUCUAUCAUUAAUUAUAGGGUGUUUAAGGCAAAAUGUUCUAUUCAUGAGUCUGUACGACAGUAAUAGCACAACCUCACGGCAGCCAUCUUGUUUUCUCACUCUUCACUUUCCCCAUCCUCCAUGUCCUGUCUAGAUCUACGGAGAUAAAGACUCAGACGGGUUCUACCACGGCGAGUUGAACGGUCGUCACGGUUACGUGCCGUGUAACAUGGUGUCCGAGAUUCAGGUGGAGGACGAGGAGACCAGAGAGACACUCCUGCAGCAGGGCUUCCUGUCUACUCACGCAAACAUGGAGAAGAUAGGUAGGCACAACUGUCAAUCACAGCACCAGUCAAUCAUCAAAGGGUUUUACAGCUGUCAAUCAUAUCAACGGCCAAUCCCAGCAGGGUUCAUCCCACAAGUGUCCAAUUAAACAGGGCCCUUCUCUGAUCCAAGUGACAUACUGCCCAUGUAAUCAAACAAUCAAUCAAGUACAUAGUAUUUGUAUAAUUCUUUCUGUUUGGUGUCAGCUCAAUGGUUUGUAUUGAUGUUGUCAGCCUGUACACUUCACUUUAAAAUAUGCACCAACUGCGGUCUAACACUUUUCAACAGGUGUGGGUAGGUUCUUUGCCGUUUUGUUUGAAUGAAAUCCCCAUUGUCCAUGUUGUGGAGUGGAAGUGAAAGAAAGUCAAAAUGGCAAUACAGAAGUACUACAGAGGUACUACAGAGGUACUACAGAGGUACUACAGAGGUACUACAGAGGUACUACAGAGGUACUACAGAGGUACUACAGAGGUACUACAGAGGUACUACAGAGGUACUGUAGCUAUGACCUUUAGGGUGAAGUGUCAGAUGUUGUGAGUUUAAUAACAGAUUCCCCAAAGCUGCUCCAUUUUUCUUUUUCUUUUUCACUCCUCUGUUGCUAGUCUUGAAAUCAACCAGCUGUGACUCGAUAAUAUACUGUACUUCAAACUUGAAUAAUUUGAAAUGAAAGCAAAAGUCUUUGUUUCUUCACCACAAUCUGUUGGGGGAAAUCCUUACAACUGUUAAAACAGCAGCUGUGUCUAUAUUAAUUUGACCCAUUAACUUGUUACUGUAAUUGAGUUGUAACUUUAAAUGAUCCAUUUACUGUGUAAGAAUUAACUAAACUGGCCAAAUUGCACUAUUUGAUUAGAUUCAAAAAGAAAACAGAAACUAAUCUGAGGGGUAUCCUACGAAGCAAGCUAGAUCUACUCAGAGUUUUCUAAAGCUAACCAGCUUCAGUUAGCCUUACAUUGCAGCUCAGGCUUCAUCCAUAUACUACGACGGUGGAUAUUGCUCCUCCACCUGCCUUUAACUCUAGCAGGCUUGUAACUGCGCGUGCAUGUCGCACGUGGCUAGUCGAUCGCCGAACUCUUAAUUGAGACAAUUCUGAAACAUUAAUCCAUGGCAAAGUCAGUGCCACAUUUUCAUUUGUGCCAAAAUCAAAAUGAAGGAAAAGUUAUCUUGCAAAUUCAACAGGCUAUGGUGUGAAAUAGGCUUUUAGAAAUGCCGUCUUCUCUGUGCUUAUCAAUGCAUGAGCACCUUGUUUCCCACUCCUAUCGAUAAAAUAAUUGUAUCUUAAUAAUAAUAAUAAUAAUUGUAUUUGUCAUACAAAAGUUUUACUGUGCGUGAAGUUACAAAUGUAUUCUGUCAUUACUAAAUAAUGUGAUAGGUAUUUUAACAUUUUACAAUUUACAAAAAAACAUUUGAUUAAUAAAAUCUUCAAUCAGUCUUAUUCCUCCCGAGUGGCGCAGCGGUCUAAGGCACUGCAUCUCAGUGCUUGAGGCGUCACUACAGACCCCCUGGUUCGAUUCCAGGCUGUAUCACAACCGGCCGUGAUUGGGAGUCCCAUAGGGCGGCGCACAAUUGGCCCAGCGUCGUCCGGGUUUGGCCGGUGUAGGCCGUCAUUGUAAAUAAGAAUUAGUUCUUAACUGACUUGCCUAGUUAAAUAAAGGAAAAAAAUUAAAAUAAUCCUCAAAUGAAGGGGAUGAUGAUGCAAUCUUUGCGAGAGGGAGGGAAUCUGAUUUCAUUGGUCCUCAACUCGCCGCUCAGACACUUCAUUCAGGAUAAAUGGAGUUAGCCCUGAGUUAGCCUGCCCAGGAGCAGGUUAGUUCUGAAGGAUUCGUUGCCAUAGAAAUGUACCUUACUAAAAAGUUAGUCACAUUUGUAUGACUGGUUAUCCCGAGUUGAACUCAGAGUUGACCGAAGUUACCUCACUAACUCCUCAAACCUGAUUCGUAGGAUACCCCUCUGUAGUUCAGCCUAUCUGCUUUGUAUGCUCUCAUGGUUUGUCUUCACUUAGACUUGAUUGUGUCGCUGACUGUUUUAGGAUAUUCAUCCCAGCUUCUGCUUUUGCCAAGCCUAAUUCUCUUUUAGUUUUUCAUUGACUCUGUGUCAUGCAAAUCACUUCAAAGAAGUGCCAGAAACUUUAGUUUGUGUAAUAAGCUCUGGGGGUUAAGUGCUAUGGACCACCACGCACACAAACACACACACAGGCGCACACACACACCCUCACAACCCACACACAGCAUUACCCACCCAGCCAACUAGAUCAAGCUGACAAACAAUAUGCUUCUAUUUCCUGCAUAUCUUUCCCCCAAAAUGAUCUCUGCAGAUGUUUUAACCCUUUCACUUCCACAUGGUCUCACUUGCUGGGUUCUGUUCACUUUUCAUUAUUAUUGGUUGGUUUUUUAAAUGGCUUUUUACAGCCUUCAAACUCAUUCUGUCUCUUGUCUGGUCUGCUUCUUCACGAUUUGGUGUCUCUGUCUGUCUGUGUUUUACUUUAUGGUUUCAUAUUUGGUUUCCCUUUUUAAAACUCCAUAAAGGCACUCGCACACAUGCACAGCUUCCGCGUCGCCCUGUCCCACCGCCGAAACCGAGACGAUCCAAGAAAGGUGUGUCUCGCUGUCGCUGCUGACUGGCUUUCUUUCUCUCCUUUCUCCCUCCCUCUUUCCCACUCUUCCUUUGGUCUGCCUUUUUUUCUCUCUCUAUCUCUAUCACUCACUCCUUCUUGCUCGCUGACCAGAGGGGAUUUGUGGAUUCACAGUAUUAAAUAUACAGAACAUUAUAAUGAUCUGCCAUAGACUGAGAUGUAGUAGGUCGUUUAUUUGUAUUAAUGCACUUGCAACUUAUAUGCAUGGUUAAAGCAUUUGAAUAUAGGAGUUACCAUAGUUUCAGUGUGGUCCCACCCUUCAGCAUCCCCUCUGAUCUCCUCCAUCUAUCUGUGCCUCUGUCUACUCCUGUGUGACUGUCUGAUAUCAUAUCUGGCCUCAGGCUGCUCUCUCUAGGGUUGGCUUUGGUUUCUAUGUUUUGGUUUGGUUGUGUGUCAGAGCCAAUUAGGACCGGGGCGAAAUCCUUUAACCUGCUUCUCUCUCCCCACCCUACCCUACCCCACUCCCAUCCCCAUCUACUCUUCCAGUUGAGUCUGCUGCACUGUGGGAGGAUAGCUUAGAAUCCUCCAGUCAAGGUUUGUAAUGUAUCCAUCAGUGUCUCUCUCUCUGCCUCACCAGCAUGAAGGGACACCCACUCUAGCAUCCACUGGAAACCUGCAUGUAUUAGACAAGAUACACAUGACAUCAUCAUCAUUAUGAGACCUCUCUAAACCUUUCUCUAACUGCUCUAGCCUCCACUGGAAACCUGCAUGUGAGUCGUUCCACGAAAUGAGUACCUUUUGGGUAGUGUAACUUUGUGCAAAAAAAAACAACGUUAUUUCACCAAAUGUUUACAUUCUGCCAUCAAGAGCACAUGUUCAAGUUAAUAAAAAACAUGUUUUCCCAUCUCAGAAAUGACUUUAUUAAGUGCCAAAUAAAGUAACAUGGUUGACCAUAACAGGGUUGAUGAUUUCAUCUUAAAUCAGCCAUAAAUCCCCUUGUGACAGGGGGAAUGGAAUCUUGUUGUGUGUAACAGGAAGGGGCAAUUGAAUGCAAGCUUCACAACAACAAAAAAUUAAAUUGUUAAAACAUGUCUAGCUUGUCUAUCUAUGGGUAAUGGAGUUGAUGUCUAAUGCCCGACCAAAACACCAGAAAAUUGCCAAAAGGAGUAGAACCAGCUCACCUGCUUCUACACCAAUGAUGUAUAUAAACCCUGGAUUGCUGAUGCUAUGUAAUGGCCAAUGAGAAGCUUGAAGCCGCUGGCUGCCAUAUUAGGACUUCCCAGAAGGAGCAGUCCUCCAUAGGAAUGAAUGGAAUUCUACAGUAUUUCAAUAAAAUAUUUCAAGGACAAAAUUCUAUGUACACUGAACAAAAAUAGAAGUGCAACAUGUAAAGUGUUGGUCCCAUGUUUCAUGAGCUGAAAUAAAAGAUCCCAGAAAUUGCCCAAAUUUGUUUACAUCCCUGUUAGUGAGCAUUUCUCCUUUACCAAGAUACUCCAUCCACCUGACAGGUGUGGCAUAUCAAGAAGCUGAUUAAACAGCAUGAUCAUUACACAGGUGCAUCUUGUGCUGGGGACAAUAAAAGGCCACUCUAAAAUGUGCGGUUUUGUCACACAACACAAUGACACAGAUGUCUCAAGUUUUCAGGGAGCGUGUAAUUGGCAUGCUGACUGCAGGAAUGUCCACCAGAGCUGUUGCCAGAUAAUUGAAUGUUAAUUUCUCUAGCAUAAGCCGCUUCCAACGUCGUUUUUGAGAAUUUGGCAGUACGUCCAACCGGUCUCACAACUGCAGACCACGUGUAUGGCGUCGUGUGGGCGAGUGGUUUGCUGAUGUCAACGUUAUGAACAGAGUGCCCCAUGUUGACGAUGGGGUUAUGGUAUGGGCAGGCAUAAGCUACGGACAACAAACACAAUUGCAUUUUAUCGAUGUCAAUUUGAAUGCACAGAGAUACCUUGACGAGAUCAUUGUUGUGUCGCCAUCACCUCAUUCGCCUAAUGUUUCAGCAUGAUAAUGCACGGUCCCAUCUGUACACAAUUCCUGGAAGCUGAAAAUGUCCCAGUUCUUCCAUGGCCUGCAUACUCACCAGACAUGUCACCCAUUGAGCAUGUUUGGGAUGCUCUUGAUUGACGUGUAUGACCGCGUGUUCCAGUUCCCCCCAGUAUCCAGCAACUUCGCACAGUCAUUGAAGAGGAGUGGGACAACAUUCCACAGGCCACAAUCAACAGCCUGAUCAACUCUAUGUGAAGGAGAUGUGUCGCGCUGCGUGAGGCAAACGGUGGUCACACCAGAUACUGACUGGUUUUCUGAUCUACGCCCCUACCUUUUUUAAAGGUAUCUGUGACCAACAGAUGCAUAUCUGUAUUCCCAGUCAUGUGAAAUCCACAGAUUAGGGCAUAAUGAAUUUAUUUCAAUUGACUGAUUUCAAUUGACUGAUGUAAAAAACAAAAUUGUUGCAUCUUGUGUUUGAAUUUUUGUUCAGUAUAUUUAAGUAUUUAUUUGUUGUAGUGGGGACAGUAACAUUUUGUACUCUAUAAAAAAAUAUAUUUUAAGGAAUAAUAUGUUUUUAUAUAUAUAUUUUUUGUAAUUGUCAUUUUCAGUUCACUUGAUAUAAUUUAAAAGUGUGCAUUAAGGUGUCUGUAAUAGAAAAUAUUUGUCAAGUGAAUGUAGACAUUGAUAAAAGCAUAAAAUAUUUUUUACAAUGGAGGAGGAGUACCAAAAUGGUUACACGUUGGCUUCAAAACAGCGCCCCUCUGUCAGUCAUCUAUGGUUAAUACAUGUCAUUGUUCUACACUAUGAUUUGACUAUUAGAUGUUCGUUUCUUUCGAUUUUUAUUUUUUUAUAGUUUCACCAUAUUAAAACGAGAGUUCAGUUCACGUAACAGGGUUGACCUUAAAAUGAGGGACAGGUUUUGUUUACCUUAAAAUUAAUCACUAAUCACAUUAAAUAAAUAAUCAUCUUCAGAAAUGACUUUGUCAAUGAAGCAAAACAACUAGGGCUUUACAGUGAUGGUGAAAACAUAGAGAAAGGUUAUGGUUAAAUGGGUUAAAAUAUUCCUAGAAGUAACAGAGGGUGCCCAGGGGGGCACUUUAGCAAGUCUUAAUUAAUAUAAAACAUCUGAUUUAUAAAAUUGUCCAUGUGGUCUAUAUUACAGGACACUUCAUUUAAUAUAUAACAAUCUUUUAAAAUUCAAUAUUGGUGCACAAUUUCUACUUAAAAUAUCAAAGGGACUCAAAAGGGACUCAUUUCGUGGAACGACCCAUGCGUUAUACUAGAUGACAUCAUUAACAUGUGACCUCUCUAAAUCUGUCUCUGACUUACUGCAUCAUUCUAACAGGCAGAUAUUAGCCUCAUCCUGCUACCACCAAGGACUGUCUCAGUGUUUCUCCUAUAUUAAUUUAGCAGUGGCGUACCACCACUCCCAAUAAAGAAUAAUUCAAAUAAUUAACAUUUCUGCCGAGACAAGCUUUUAAGAUCAGAGUGACAACAAGUUACAUAUCUUCCUCCGAUUCUCAUCAGAUCAUCCGAGAAACCUUCAAGGUAACUAACUAGCUAGCUUGUAAUCCUGGAAGUGUAGCCAACUCUAUUAAUACAUGUAUGUACAGUGCAUUUGGAAAGUAUUCAGGAUUUUUUUUGGUACCCUUCCCCAGAUCUGUGCCUCGACACAAUCCUGUCUUGGAGCUCUACGGACAAUUCCUUCGACCUCAUGGCUUGGUUUUUGCUGGUUUUUGCUCUAACAUGCAUUGUCAACUACAGUGCCUUGCAAAAGUAUUCAUCCCCCUUGGCGUUUUUCCUAUUUCCUAUUUAUUUGGAUUUCAUGUAAUGGACAUACACAAAAUAGUCCAAAUUGGUGAAGUGAAAUGAAAAAAAUAACUUGUUUCAAAAAAUUCUAAAAAAUAAAUAACGGAAAAGUGGUGCAAAUAAGAUCUGGUGCAACCAAUUACCUUCAGAAGUCACAUAAUUAGUUAAAUAAAGUCCACCUGUGCAAUAUAAGUGUCACAUGAUCUGUCACAUGAUCUCAGUAUAUAUACACCUGUUCUGAAAGGCCCCAGAGUCUGCAACACCACUAAGUAAGGGGCACCACCAAGCAAGCGGCACCACGAAGACCAAGAAGCUCUCCAAACAGGUCAGACAAAGUUGUGGAGAAGUACAGAUCACGGUUGGGUUAUAAAAAAAUAUCAGAAACUUUGAACAUCCCACGGAGCACCAUUAAAUCCAUUAUUUAAAAAAUGAAAGAAUAUGGCACCACAACAAACCUGCCAAGAGAGGGCCGCCCACCAAAACUCACGGACCAGGCAAGGAGGGCAUUAAUCAGAGAGGCAACAAAGAGACCAAAGAUAACCCUGAAGGAGCUGCAAAGAUCCACAGCGGAGAUUGGAGUAUCUGUCCAUAGGACCACUUUAAGCAGUACACACCACAGAGCUGGGCUUUACGGAAGAGUGGCCAGAAAAAAGUCAUUGCUUAAAGUAAAAAAUAAGCAAACACAUUUGGUGUUCGCCAAAAGGCAUGUGGGAGACUCCCCAAACAUAUUGAAGAAGGUAAUCUGAGCUUUUUGGCCAUCAAGGAAAACGCUAUGUCUGGUGCAAACCCAACACCUCUCAUCACCCCGAGAACACCAUCCCCACAGUGAAGCAUGGUGGUGGCAGCAUCAUGCUGUGGGGAUGUUUUUCAUCGGCAGGGACUGGGGAAACUGGUCAGAAUUGAAGGAAUGAUGGAUGGCGCUAAAUACAGGGAAAUUCUUGAGGGAAACCUGUUUCAGUCUUCCAGAGAUUUGAGACUGGGACGGAGGUUCACCUUCCAGCAGGACAAUGACCCUAAGCAUACUGCUAAAGCAACACUUGAGUCGUUUAAGGGGAAACAUUUAAAUGUCUUGGAAUGGCCCAGACCUCAAUCCAAUUGAGAAUCUGUGGUAUGACUUAAAGAUUGCUGUACACCAGCAGAACCCAUCCAACUUGAAGGAGCUGGAGCAGUUUUGCCUUGAAGAAUGUGCAUAAAUCCCAGUGGCUAGAUGUGCCAAGCUUAUAGAGACAUACCCCAAGAGACUUGCAGCUGUAAUUGCUGCAAAAGGUGGCUCUACAAAGUAUUGACUUUGGGGGGGUGAAUAGUUAUGCACGCUCAAGUUUUCUGUUUUUUUGUCUUAUUUCUUGUUUGUUUCAACCCCAAAAAUAUUUUGCAUCUUCAAAGUGGUAGGCAUGUUGUGUAAAUCAAAUGAUACAAACCCCCCCCCCCCCAAUAUCCAUUUUAAUUCCAGGUUGUAAAGCAACAAUACUUUCGCAAGCCACUGUAUAUAGACAGUUGUGUGCCUUUCCAAAUCAUGUCCAAUCAAUUGAAUUUACCAUGAUGAUCAAGGAUGAUCAAUGGAAACAGGAUGAACCUGAGCUCAAUUUCGAAUCUCAUAGCAAAGGGUCUAAAUACUUAUGUAAAUAGGGUAUUUAUAUAUCUGUUUUUUAUUUGUAAUCAAUUUGCAAACAUUUGUAAAAACCUGUUUUUGCUUUGUCAUUAUGGGGUAUUGUGUGUAGAUUGAUGAGGAUUUUUAUUUAUUUAAUCAAUUUUAGAAUAAGGCUGUAACGUAACAUUUCACUGUAAUGUCUGCACCUGUUGUAUUCGGCGCAUGUGACCAAUAAAAUUUGAUUUGAUUUGAUUUGAUUUGAUUUAACAAAAUGUGGAAAAAGGGAAGGGGUCUGAAUACGUUCCGAAUGCACUGUAAUAAUUGUUAGCUAAAAUACAGUAACGUUACACUAGCUAAAUUAUUUUUUGGGUUAAUAUAGACUUGGCUGGUGAUGUCAUUGAGAUUAAAUUAAACUGUCCUCUAUUCCCCCCCCCCCCCCCCCAAAAAAAAAAACCUAGGGGAAACAUUGUGUCCGCUUGCCUGGUGAUAACGACGAUGAUGAUGAUGAUGAUCUCCUUAAAUGCAUUUCCCUCUUCUCCAUCUCCUAACCCUGUUUAAUUUCCUUUUCUAAGUGACAUCACUACAUGAACUCUCAUGUCUCUUCGUCUUUUACACUUACAGUUCACUGAGUGUCUGAGUGAAAACAGACUAAACUGGGGUGACUUUUAUGUGACCCUCACCAUCCUGCUUGCCAAAAACAACAUCAUCAAAGCCAGCCACUGCUGUUGUUAAUCUUUUACUCUUGGUUUUCCCUGUGAUGGUGUGACGCUAGCUGUGCACUGCAUGAUACUGAGUUACUAUGAACUGCAUGCUGACAUGGAGAUUCAAAUGAACAAGGUGUGCCACUCAGAAAUUGUCCAAAGUCUGGUCCGAAAUCUGACUCUGUAUUUCUGUGUUGGAUCGACAGAUCCCAGACAGUCUGGUGUUGCCAUGGCGAACCCAGCAGGUCCCGUUCCUCGCAGGAUGAAGGCCAUCUUUGACUACGACCCUCGAGAGAGUUCUCCCAACGCUGACAUUGAGGUGAGCGCCGUGAUCGUCUCUGUAACACAAAAGGCUUGUGUUAUAGUAAAAAUUAAAAAAGACAGCAAAGUACACAUUUCUUAUUCAACUGACAAUAAAGUUGUAACUAUAAUGUUGUAUUGUCUGCAAUGUUCCCUCGGAACUGCCGUGCAGAAGAAAUAUCAGCUCACGCAGAGAAGCAGGAGAUUGAACUUCACUCAACUUUCUAGAGAUUUCCCCGUUAGUUAACACCUAUCAACAUUUCCUUUUACUGUGGGAAUUGUGAUUGAAUCAAUGCAAUAUUAGCCACUUUUAAUGCAACAUACCGAAACAAAACGAACUAUGCAAGAUAUUAUGUUGUAGGCAGAACGCGUCGGAGUAGGAUUCUAUUGCAUUGACAGGCACGACUCAAGCCCAUACUCUACAGACCGGUGUGCCAUAACCAAUCAGAGCUGCAGUAGGCCUAUAUGUAAAUAGAUCAUUGCCAUAUAUGGAUCUGUGCCAUUCACUUUGAACUGGAGUGUGUUUACAGCGUGAGCGGUCGUGAGUAGAAAGCGAGAGCUACAUGUAGCAACGUGUGCACAUUUGUUCAUAUCCUUUGCUAGUUAGUGAGUUAUUAGCCCAGUUAUAGAUCAUGUGUAGUCCGCAAUGGGGGAGUGAUCGCUUCCUACAAGAGCACAAAACGUGCUUUCUAGCCAUCUUUGAAAAGUGAGUCAGGUAAAGACCCAUGGGGCGGCGCACAAUUGGCCCAGCGUCGUCCAGGGUAGGGCAGGGAUUUGGCCGGCAGGGGAUGUAUCUCAGUUGGUAGAGCAUGGCGUUUGCAACGCCAGGGUUGUGGGUUCGAUAAAAUAAUGUAUGCACUAACUGUAAGUCGCUCUGGAUAAGAGCGUCUGCUAAAUGACUAAAAUGUAAAUGUAAAGAGCAGUUUUUUGUCUUAAAGGGGUAGUGUUGUAUUUUGAGACAGGCUUGAAUAAGCUAAGUAGCCAAUAGGCAGAGGAUAGCAUAAUUUGUCUGAUUCUCUGUAAUAAUGGUAUGGGAAUAAUGAUGCUUUUUAUUUUGUAAAGUGGUUUCUUGCAUCAAAAAACACAAAAUCAUCAGUCAGCUCCUUGUCUGAAGGACAAGUGGAUAAACAGGUUAUUGUCAAGCCCUGCAUGUUUUUUUCAAAAGUCUCAUGGAAUGUAGGCCUACAUUGAACACAUUGGCUACUACUUUAGGCUGAAUGAUAGAACAGCUAUUCCCAUGUUAAAAUGUUAUGGGAUGCAUUUUCUCCAUUGUUUUUGAUGGUAGGCCACUCUGGUAGGCCUACAUUAUGAUCACAUAACCACAGUAGCCUACUUCACCACUGUUAAAUCUGUAACUUAACGUGGGUACUGCCUCAGUGUUCACAGUAAAAGCGCGCCAAAAGUUGCACAGAAUUUUCACAACGUUCAAGUUUGCGCUCAGCUGACCUGAAAUUUGCUCAGUGACAAAAAAAUGUUUUGGGAACAUUGAUUGUCUGUACUGGACAAUGGAAGCAAGGCUCAAUGCUCAAAGCUCAAGGCUAAUUUGUACCAUACCAGUAAACGGACCUGCAAGUUGGAAAAUAUAUACAGUGCAUUCGGAAAGUAUUCAUACCCCAUCACUUUUUCCACAUUUUGUUACAUUACAGCCUUAUUCUAAAAUGGAUUAAAUAAAUAGAAAAAUCCUCAUCAAUCUACACACAAUACCCCAUAAUGACAAAGUGAAAACAGGUUUUUAGAAAUGUUUGCAAAUUUAUUAAAAUGAAAAACAGAUACCUUAUUUACAUAAGUAUUCAGACCCUUUGCUUUGAAGCUUGAAAUUGAGCUCCGGUGCAUCCUGUUUCCAUUGAUCAUCCUUGAGAUUUUUCAACAACUUGAUUGGAGUCUGCCAGUGAUAAAUUCAAUUGAUUGAACAUGAUUUGGAAAGGCACACACCAGUCUAUAUAAGGUCCCACAGUUGGCAGUGCAUGUCAUAGCAAAAACCAAGCCAUGAGGUCGAAGGAAUUGUCCGUAGAGCUCCGAGACAAGAUUUUGUUGAGGCAUAGAUCUUGGGAAGGUUACAAAACAUUUUCUGCAGCAUUGAAGGUCCCCAAGAACACAGUGGCCUCCAUCAUUCUUAAAUGGAAGAAGUUUGGAGCCACCAAGACUCUUCCUAGAGCUGGCCACCCCACCAAACUGAGCAAUCGGGGCUGAAGGGCCUUGGUCAGGGAGGUGACCAAGAACCCGAUGGUCACUCUGACAGAGCUCCAGAGUUCCUCUGUGGAGAUGGGAGAACCUUCCAGAAGAACAACCAUCUCUGCAGCACUCCACCAAUUAGGCCUUUAUGGCCCGCUAGGAGUUUGCCUAAAGGACUCUCAGACCAUGAGAAACAAGAUUCUCUGGUCUGAUGAAACCAAGAUUGAACUAUUUGGCCUGAAUGCCAGGUGUCACGUCUGGAGGAAACCAGGCACCGCUCAUCACCUGGCCAAUACCAUCCAUACGGUGAAGCAUGGUGGUGGCAGCAUCAUGCUGUGGGGAUGUUUUUCAGCGGCAGGGACUGGGAGACUUGUCAGGAUCGAUGGAAAGAUGAACGGAGCAAAGUACAGAGAGAUCCUUGAUGAAAACCUGCUCCAAAGCGCUCAGGACCUCAGUCUGGGGUGAAGGUUCACCUUCCAACAGGACAACGACCCUAAGCACACAGCCAAGACAACGCAGGAGUGUCUUGGGCACAAGUCUCUGAAUGUCCUUGAGUGGCCCAGCCAGAUCCCGGACUUGAACCCGAUCUAACAUCUCUGGAGAGACCUAAAAAUAGCUGCGCAGCGACGCUCCCCAUCCAACCUGACAGAGCUUGAGAGGAUCUGCAGAGAAGAUUGGGAGAAACUCCCCAAAAACAGGUGUGCCAAGCUAGUAGCCUCAUACCCAAGAAGACUCAAGACUGUAAUCGCUGCCAAAGGUGCUUCAACAAAGUACUGAGUAAAGGGUCUGAAUACUUAUGUAAAUGUGAUAUUUAAGUUAGAUUUUUUAUAAAUUUGCAAACAUUUCUAAAAACCUGUUUUGCUCUGUCGUUAUGGGGCAUUGUUUGUAGAUUGAUGACGAGAUAAAAACAAUUGUAUCAAUUUUAGAAUAAGGCUGUAACGUAACAAAAUGUGGAAAAGGGGGGGGUCUGAAUACUUUCCGAAUGCACUGUAGUCCUAUUGUAACCGCUGACACCCAAAUAGCUGCCGACUUGAACCAUGACUUGAUCUAUAACCUUGUAUCCCAGGCUGAGACAGAGUCACCUGAAGCAGUGCAUUCUAUCCCAACAUUUACCAUCAUACCAGCAAUACGUUACAUGUCCUACCCAAAAUGAAGCCUGUCUGGACCUCUGUAAUGGUAACAUCCCAGGUGCGUAUUUUUCCAAGGCACUACCCAAUCUUGGGAGUUCGGAUCAUAACAUGGUUCAGCUCAUCCCAGUCUACAAACCGCGUUUGCAGCGAGGGAAGACUAAAAAGGUGGAGAUUGAAAGCUGCUGAAGCCCUCCAGGACUGUUUUGAGUCCUCAUGCAUGGGCGGCACUGAUGGACAGAGCCAAUGACCUGGAAGAGGCAGCGGAUACUGUCUCUGAGUACAUCCGUUUCUGUGAGGAUCUCGUUAAUCGCAAAAAGAAAGUCAACAUCUUCCCCAAUAAUAAACCGUGAGUAACUCGGGAAUUAAAAGAGCUCCUCAAUCAGAAAAAACAAGUGUUUAAAUCAGGUGUCAGUAAUGGGGAAAGGAAAAAUAUUCAAAGGCAACUCAAAAGCAAAUUCAAGGAAUGCAAGACAGCAUACAAAGACAAAUUAGAAAACCUUUUCAAGGAAAAGGACAGUAGGAAAGCCUGGCAAGGGCUACAAACCAUCAAAUCAAAUCAAAUUGUAUUUGUCACAUGCGCCGAAUACAACAGGUGUAGACCUUACAGUGAAAUGCUUACUUACAAGCCCUUAACCAACAAUGCAGUUUUAAGAAAAAUAAGUGUUUAAGAAAGUAUUUACUAAAAUAAAGUGAAGUAAAAAAUAGAUAAGUAAAAAAUAAAAAAAAUAAAAAAAUUGAGAAAUAACAAAUAAUUAAAGAGCAGCAGUAAAAUAACAGUAACGAGGCUAUAUACAGGGGGUACCGGUACAGAGUCAAUGUGCGGGGGCACAGGUUAGUCGAGGUAAUUUAGGUAAUAUGUACAUGUAGGUAGAGGUAAAGUGACUAUGCAUAGAUAAUAAACAGAGAGUAGCAGAAGCGUAAAAGAGGGGGUGGGGGGGGGGUCUUAUGGCUUGGGGUUAGUAGCUGUUAAGAAGCCUUUUGGACCUAGACUUGACGCUCCGGUACCGCUUGCCGUGUGGUAGCAGAGAGAACAGUCUAUGACUAGGGUGGCUGGAGUCUUUGGCAAUUUUUAGGGCCUUCCUCUGACACCGCCUGGUAUAGAGGCCCUGGAUGGCAGGAAGCUUGGCCCCAGUGAUGUACUGGGCCGUACGCACUACCCUCUGUAGUGCCUUUCGGUCGGAGGCCGAGCAGUUGCCAUACCAGGCAGUGAUGCAACCAGUUAGGAUGUUCUCGAUGGUGCAGCUGUAGAACUUUUUGAGGAUCUGAGGACCCAUGACAAAUAUUUUCAGUCUCCUGAGGGGGAAUAGGCUUUGUCGUGCCCUCUUCACGACUGUCUUGGUGUGUUUGGACCAUGAUAGUUUGUUGGUGAUGUGGACACCAAGGAACUUGAAGCUCUCAACCUGCUCUACUACAGUCCCGUCGAUGAGAAUGGGGACGUGCUCGGUCCUCCUUUUCCUGUAGUCCACAAUCAUCUCCUUUGUCUUGAUCACGUUGAGGGAGAGGUUGUUGUCCUGGCACCACACGGCCAGGUCUCUGACCUCCUCCCUAUAGGCUGUCUCAUCGUUGUCGGUGAUCAGGCCUACCACUGUUGUGUAUUCGGCAAAUUUAAUAAUGGUGUUGGAGUCGUGCUUGGCCACGCAGUCGUGGGUGUACAGGGAGUACACGAGGGGAUUGCGCACGCACCCAAUGAGGGGCCCCAAUGUUGAGGAUCAGUGUGGCAGAUGUGUUCUUACCUAUCCUUACCACCUGGGGGCGGCCCGUCAGGAAGUCCAGGAUCCAGUUGCAGAGGGAUGUGUUUUAAUCCCAGGGUCCUUAGCUUAGUGAUGAGCUUUGAGCGCACUAUGGUGUUGAAUGCUGAACUGUAGUCAAUGAAUAGCAUUCUCACGUAGGUGUUCCUUUUGUCCAGGUGGGAAAGGGCAGUGUGGAGUGCAAUAGAAAUGGCAUCAUCUGUGGAUCUGUUGGGGUGGUAUGCAAAUUGGAGUGGGUCUAGGGUUUCUGGGAUAAUGGUGUUGAUGUGAGCCAAGACCAGCCUUUCAAAGCACUUCAUGGCUACAGACGUGAGUGCUACGGGUCGGUAGUCAUUUAGGCAGGUUACCUUAGUGUUCUUGGGCACAGGGACUAUGGUGGUCUGCUUGAAACAUGUAGGUAUUACAGACUCAGUCAGGGACAGGUUAAAAAUGUCAGUGAAGACACUUGCCAGUUGGUCAGCGCAUGCUCGGAGUACACACCCUGGUAAUCAAUCUGGCCCUGUGGCCUUGUGAAUGUUGACCUGUUUAAAGGUCAUACUCACAUCGGCUUACUCUACCCUUCAGCUCAUUGUGGAUGUUGCCUGUAAUCCAUGGCUUCUGGUUGGGGUAUGUACGUACGGUCACUGUGGGGACGACGUCAUCGAUGCACUUAUUGAUAAAGCCAGUGACUGAUGUGGUGUACUCCUAAUAUAAUAAAAUAAUAAUAAAUAAUAUGCCAUUUAGCAGGCGCUUUUAUCCAAAGCGACUUACAGUCAUGCAUGCAUACAUUUUUGUGUAUGGGUGGUCCCGGGGAUCGAACCCACUACCUUGGCGUUACAAGCGCCGUGCUCUACCAGCUGAGCUACAGAGGAGAGAGGACCUCAAUGCCAUCGGAAGAAUCCCCGAACAUAUUCCAGUCUGUGCUAGCAAAACAGUCCUGUAGCUUAGCAUCUGCGUCAUCUGACCACUUCUGUAUUGAGCGAGUCACUGGUACUUCCUGCUUUAGUUUUUGCUUGUAAGCAGGAAUCAGGAGGAUAGAGUUAUGGUCAGAUUUCCCAAAUGGAGGGGGAGGGAGAGCACGCAUCUCUGUGUGUGGAGCAAAGGUGGUCUAGAGUUUUUUUCCUCUGGAUGCACAUUUAACAUGCUGGUAGAAAUGAGGUAAAACAGAUUUAAGUUUCCCUGCAUUAAAGUCCCCGGCCACUAGGAGUGCCGCCUCUGGAUGAGCAUUUUCUUGUUUGCUUAUGGCCUUAUACAGCUCGUUGAGUGCGGUCUUAGUGCCAGCAUCGGUUUGUGGUGGUAAAUAGACAGCUACGACAAAUAUGGAUGAAAACUCUCUUGACUACAAACCAAAAAUACAUUGUAUGACGGUCGAAAAUGACCUUACUUUUGCAAAGGUUUGACGUGUGAUUUUACAUUGCAGCAGAAGGUGGCCUUUGACAGUAUAGACAGCAUACCAGCUGUUGAUAUACAUAUCUCUGUGAAUGACGUCAAGCAAUACUUUCAACGCGUCAACCCACGAAAAUCAUAUGGUCCAGACGGCGUCAGCAGCAAGGCACUUCAGGCAUGCGCAGACCAGCUCGCAUUACCGUUCCAGAAGCUGUUCCAGCCGUCACUGAACUGUGGGAUAAUUCCAGACUUAUGGAAGAAGUAACUGAUUGUCCCAGUACCUAAAAACAACAGGCCAAAAUAAAAUAAUGAUUUACGCCAUGUAGCCCUGACAUCUGUACCUAUGAAAUGUUUUGAAAAGAUCAUUCAAAAACAAAUUCUCUCUGGUCUCUCAUCCCAAUUAGAUCCAAACCAAUUCGCCUACCAUGCCUCCAGGGGUGCUGAUGAUGUGUUACUGGUCAUGUUGAACAAUAUCUACGAACUUUUAGAAAAGGCAAAUAGCCUAGUGAAAAUUGUAUUCAUUGACUUCAGUAGCGCGUUUAACACCAUCCAACCCCACCUACUGGUGGAUUUGGGUGUCAACUCUCUACUGAUCAAGUGGAUUAAUAGUUUCCUUGUGAACUGUACUCAACAAGUGAAGUUUAACUCCGCCAUCUCUACAUCUAGAGCGGUUAAUGCGGGAGCCCCUCAAGGUUGCGUACUUUCACCGAUACUGGACACACUGGACACAAACGAUUGUCUGACUCAGCCCACACAUUCUUUAAAUAUGCAGAUGACACCACUGUUGUGGGUUUACUCUACCCAGACCAAGCCUCUCUUCAAGGUUUUGACAGAGAAACGGCAGAAUUCGUCCAGUGGUGCGCUUUCUUGACAUAAACGUUAAGAAAACAAAAGGGAUGGAAAUUGAUUUCAGAAGGAACAAAACUCCACUACCCCCUACGAAGAACAAUGGGGAAUCAGUCAAUAGAGUGACCACAAUGACUGUUCCUUUGCAAAGAUAAAGAAAUUGCAACAUAAUGUUUUUUUUACGCAAACUGAACCAUUUUAAUGUAGACUGCCAAAUCUUACAAAUGUUCUAUAAAUCUGUCCUGCGGAGUGUACUGUCCUUUGGUCUGAUAUGCGUAUUUGGAGACAUGCGAGUGCAAGACCAAAUCAAGCUUCAGCGCUUGAUCAAGACGGCGGGAAGGAUAAUUGGUAUAGAUCAAGAAUUAGCCACCAACCUGUACAUAAAACAUCCUCCUAAAACUUUAAAGCAUUUUACAGGUCAGAACUUAUCCCUUUCACUCAAAACUCAGUCACAGCAGCAGCUGGACAAGGGGAAAGAGACUUAUUCUAAAGAAAAUCAAAAUGGGGACUAUUUUAUUUCAACAGCCAUAAGGAUGUAUAAUAGAUAGUCUCUUGGUUCCUCAAGUAUACAGCAUAUUACACCUCCACUUUAAAUGUGUAGCUAUAGCACUUUCAAUUAAUUAAUUUGUGUAGAUUCUGUGUGUCCAUGUUUUAUGUACUGUCUUUUUAAGCACAUUAUCAAAUUAAUUUCCCCUUGGUGGGAUAAUAAAGUUGAUCUGAAUCUGAAUCUGGUCUUCUCUAUUGCCCUCUGCAGGCUGAGCUGACCUUCAGUGCCGGGGACGUCAUUUAUGUGUUUGGUGACAUGGACGAUGAUGGCUUCUUCUAUGUAAGUGUACAAGCAUACACCUUUUCCAAAGAGAACAAUGCAGCUAUCUCUCUCAUGCAAACGAAAAACUCUGAGAAGGAUGUAAGCAACACCUGAAAGGCAUGACCAUUUGAAUGACAAGGGAAGAUGUUGAAUUAGAUAGUAGUAACAUUAGCUGUUGUUGUAGCAGUAAUACAGUUGUAGUUGAUGAACAGACAGGCUACCAGACUGUCUUUUUUGAUUGACUACGGGAAAGGUUACAUGUGAUGUGGGUGUCUAAUGUGUAUGCGGGUGUCACCAGGGCGACUUGAACGGACACAAAGGCCUGGUCCCGUCUAACUUCCUGCAGGCUAUCCCAGAGGCUCCUGGGAAAGUCCCACCUCCUGACCCUCAGCCGCCGCCGCCUCUAGCAGAGCCCAGGAGAGAAUUACAGGUGUGUCUGUGUACGGGUUACGCCUACGACAAUGUGGACACACAUGUACAGUACAUCACCAACUGCCUUGGGGCCAAACAUUGAUGAUGGCCUAAUAGCCUAAAAAAAAUGUCUAGUCCAUUGCCUCUCAAAGCAUGACUAGAAGCAUGAACAAUUAAAUUUGCUUUUGUGAAGAUGGAGCAUUUGAUGUUGCAGAAGACUGCCAAUCUUUCUAUGCACUUAUCAUCGACCAUUUUUCAAAGAUAUUGUCUUUCAUGUCUAUGCUUUUUCAGUUGUUGUAUGUUUUUGUCUUUUUUUGUUUUUGUCUCUAUAAUUUCCGUUCUGUUUUUGCAUUUCUUUUGUCCUUCUGUUUCCUGCAUGGCCUUUUGCAGAAGCAAAAACGAACUGUGCACUUUAAGACUUGAGCGUAAGUGUCUCUGGGGGGGAAACACCCUCCCAGCAGAGUGCUAGUAACUAGUACCCCCUACUCCCUCCACCUUCUGCUACUCUUUAUCAUUAUCCUUCCUACCUUACCAGUACUAGGACUAGUAUGUGUUGUGUCCUGUCCUUUCGGUCCCCAUGUUCAUGAGAUCAGGCCCAGGGUGGUGUGCUGAUGGGUUGAGAUUUCUGGGUAUUCUCCACUUAUCCAUUCCCGACCCAACCGUUCUCCUAUAUCCCUUGGCCUCCAUGAUUAUUUUUAGACUCCCUGAUCUUUAACACGUUUAGCUUUAGAGAGUAAAAUGUUCUCUCUGUUACAUGUUGAUGUUAGUUGAAUCAGUUCAUGUACAAUGUACGUUACUGACUCUUACUAGGAUUGCUGUUGAUAGUAUGUUACUUAACAGUUUUAGUUGGAUAGACAGAUUCAGUAGAAUCCUGAUAAGAAUAAAGAAACAAAUGAUCAGAAAGUGUUGUAUUCUUAUACUCUGUUUGCAUGGUUUGCCUCCCCAAGGUGAGCCCAAGCACCUCUGUGGAGCAGACAACACCAAAGGAGGUUCCACACCCACCCCUACACACAGGGCUGACUGGCCCAGUCCGCACACAGCUCCACCACCUAGACCUGAAUCCAUCCGCAGCAGCAGCCAUGAUGGACCCCUCCUCCAUGGACCCUGGCCCAGGCGCGUACUACCCCAACCCAGCCCCAAGGCAAGCCGCCCCCAGUCUCAUCACCUCUCCACCCCACGUCCCAGCAGAAAGCCCCUCACAAACAGACCAGACAGAUGCCUCCCCACCAGGCAAGAAAAAGAAAGGCUUCUUCUCCAAAGGGAAGAAGCUUUUCAAAAAGCUUGGAUCCAGCAAGAAGGAUUGA